Molecule: messenger RNA, 47175 nt
Organism: Pelobates cultripes (western spadefoot toad)
Lineage: Eukaryota; Metazoa; Chordata; Amphibia; Anura; Pelobatidae
Source: the annotation of a GenBank genome assembly
AAUAGCAAUGUGCUAGCAUCAGGCGAGCAGCACAGUGAUAUGGAUGCAGUGAGUGUCCCUCCUCCCACACCCCCUCCCCCGCCCAGUAACCUAGUGAAGAGGAGGAUUACAGGGGAUAUCGAGCAGCACCCAGUGUUAGCAGCAAACUGGAUCUUUCCUUCUGUCUUAGCACAGGCCAUUACCAUCACUGGAAGCUAUAGCAACUCUGCAUCCACUGCUGCCUGUUUCCUUCCUUCCUGUAGUGAGUAUAUCCGCGGUCCCUGCCAUGCCUUGUCCAUCCUCCUGCCCAGUACUGCUAAUUCCAUCUAUUAUAGCCUUUAUGUUUUCUACAUGAGCCGGUUCUAGUCACCCCUGAUCAAGUCAUCACAGGGCUUCUCCCACAAUCCUGUCAUUCGAACGUUCACAUUCUAGAAUGGUGGGGUACAUUAAAUAGACAUACAUGUCCACGAUUUGGUUGAAUGUUAACAUCAGUUAUAAAGGCUGUACCAGCUUCAUGGGAGUCGUAGUACUCUGUAUCUGUAUGUGAUAAGGUUCAUCUUCUUCGUAUUCUUUAAAAUGCAAGUCAGUCAUGGUAAAGGCUAAAUCGUUUGUUUUUUAUUUCGAAUGUAAUGUUUAGAUUUAACUAUAUUACUAUAUAUUAAAUAUUUACUCUGAAUUUACCUUCUAUCAAGUUUGUAAUCUCUUACUUUUCGUGUUUCUACUGAUAGUCCAUUCUUUAUGCUGGCCUCUGACUCCCUAUACAUAACCUUUUGUUCCAGUGUGAUUUAGGCCCAUGAAGAAUUGACAGUAAUUAUAAUCACAUGGUUUUGCAUGAAAACAGUAUUGGACUCUAUGAUUUUUAUAGCAUCUGUCAUCAUCAAUACAUCUCCCGUCACAUACGAGAACCCCAAACAUAUAUCACAGACAUUCAGCUUCCAUUAUAUGUUUCACACAGCCAGACAGCUCCAUUCGCACAAGUUUUGGGCACUACCAUAUCACACAAACGCUUUACAUAAAAGGCGAGCUGACCCUUGUACUUGACCCUGAACCCAGCAGCCCACCACCAAAAGCAAAACAAAAACAGACUUCCUGAAGCCACAUUCUCAGAAUAUACCUCCAUUGCCAAUUAUGGCAACUUUCCUCUGCCCAAUUUAUUUUUCUGCUCCCCGUUUUCAGUUCAUCCUUCCAAUUGUCAUAUCCCUUCAAACAAUUCUCUAAUCAUACUUCCCCUCUCCAUGUUUCCCAUUAUCAUCUCCAAUUCAUUCAACCCCCAGCCAUAUUGCUCCUAGUCAUGCCCGCUGCCAUAUAUCCCACUCUUAAUAUACCCCAUCUUCAUAUGCCCCAACUAUUUUACAUUCUUUUUCUUGCUCCCUGCCAUAUUCCCACAUUCACUUAUACAUCGAUAUCUCCCAAUUUCACAGAAACCAGCAAUAUAUCACAAUUUAUCCAACCAUUCAUCAUCCCCACAGUAAUUUAACUAAUAUUUCACUUUCCCACAGCCAUAUAACCCCCAGUUCACUGUUCACAUCAUUUUGCACCCCCCCCCCAUUCAUCUCCCAACAUAAACAGUGUCCCCCAUUUAAUUUCCUUGUAGGGCCAGCCCUGAUGUCAGAGAUUUCUCUACCUAUGUCUUGGAUACAUACAGCUGCCAGGGAUAUGCACUAAACCAGGAAGUGUCACUGACUAGGCUGGAAUUUAGCUGGAAAUAAUUGAGCAGGAUAAUGAAAAUAAUUGAAAUAAUUGAGCAGGAGAAAUGAAAUAGCUCCACUAUUUUGGCAUAAAAUGUGAAAUCCCCCUACAAUUCAUUUUAGUGGAUAACCCUGUGCAUUGCUUAUUUAACACUUACAGGUUUGUGUAUGUGGCGUUGUGAGAUUUUUUGCAUUGAACCCAAUUGUAGUGGUUUAAAACCGAAUUGCAAAAUUCAGGCAAAAAGUGGAAACAUUUGGAUGUUUAUUCUAUAGCACAUGCCUCACUCAGCUUUUACUGGCUUCUCACAAUAAGCUGCAUGAAGCACCUGACAUGUAGAUGUCGCGCAACUCCCAGGAGCAAGACUUGCUGACUGUUGUCUCCCUUUGUGGAUAAUGUUGGCCUUGCAAGUGGGAGGGAUAGCAGUGAUUCCCCAGGCAGCGGCAGAGCAAGCCAGUUCCGAGUGCCGAGAAGGCAAUGACAUAUGAUGCGUGUCAUAUCUCCACCCCCUUUACAGAGCACUAUGUGAUGUGUUCCAAUCUGGAGUAUGCUGACUCCUCUCAGUUGCCACAAGUUUGUGGACUAUCUCUCAUCCAACUCCACCACACUCACAGGUGUACAAUUCCAUUCUAUAUAUAAUAAUAAUAAAUAAAAAAAUUACAAAUAACAAUUUACUCAUAAAAUAAAGAUGUGAUCAAUAUGGGGAUGUAGGGAGACAUGAGCAGGGGAACAAGUAUGAAACUGGGGACAUAAGAUGGGAGACACCAUUCAUCAGCUGCACAUUUUCAAAAUCAACUAACCUUUCCCAGCUUAAUGUAGUGGUUCUGGUGUCAAUAUUCUGACACUACGGACUUUUCAAUGUAAACACUGCCUUUUCAGAGAAAAGGCAGUGUUUACAUUGCUGCUUAGGCACUCUUCCAGGUGGCAGGUACUCAGAUGGCCACUAGAGAUGCAUCCUGGGUCAGUUCAGUUUCUCCAUGCGGAAUGUUCCCCAUAGAGAUGCAUUUAUUCAUUAAAUCUCUGAGGAGAUGCUGAUUGGAACAGCUGGGCAAUAGCCUGUUUAUUGGCUGAGAUAAUCUAGAUUGAUUAUUGAUUGAGGGGAGGCCAGAAAACGGUGCGGCGGUGUAGAAAAGGUGACUAAAAAAACUUUUAUUUCCCUGGAGAGGGGGGCCAUGGAGCUAAAAAUGUAUUCCAGCGCUACAGUAUCCUGACACUAUAGACCUUGACCUUUAUGUCAAAAUAGCCAAAAUAAAAACAGAAGUGACUUGGAUUCUUUACAAUUGGCUAGUAUGGCCUACAUUUUUAAAAUUACUUUGAAUUCCUUGAAAGUCUCAGUUUAUUGAAAAGCCCUUCAAAUUUUGCUAUUUGGUUUUCAGUUGACUGCAGUUUGGAAUUUAGUAUAUAAACGGUUUUUAACAUUCUGGGGGAAAUUUAUCAUUGCAAACUGCUAAAUGUUGCUACAAAUUAUGGUCUCUGUGUUGAUUGCUCCUCAUAUAGCACUUUUAAUUCAGAAUAGUGCCGGUUUUAAAUUUUUGCAGGUGUUUUAACAAAGCUGAUCUAUCACCCCACAAAAUAUUUUGAGCAUUUCAUAAACGUUAACAGGAUUAUUCACUACAGGGAGUGCAGAAUUAUUAGGCAAAUGAGUAUUUUGACCACAUCAUCCUCUUUAUGCAUGUUGUCUUAAUCCAAGCUGUAUAGGCUCGAAAGCCUACUACCAAUUAAGCAUAUUAGGUGAUGUGCAUCUCUGUAAUGAGAAGGGGUGUGGUCUAAUGACAUCAACACCCUAUAUCAGGUGUGCAUAAUUAUUAGGCAACUUCCUUUCCUUUGGCAAAAUGGGUCAAAAGAAGGACUUGACAGGCUCAGAAAAGUCAAAAAUAGUGAGAUAUCUUGCAGAGGGAUGCAGCACUCUUAAAAUUGCAAAGCUUCUGAAGCGUGAUCAUCGAACAAUCAAGCGUUUCAUUCAAAAUAGUCAACAGGGUCGCAAGAAGCGUGUGGAAAAACCAAGGCGCAAAAUAACUGCCCAUGAACUGAGAAAAGUCAAGCGUGCAGCUGCCACGAUGCCACUUGCCACCAGUUUGGCCAUAUUUCAGAGCUGCAACAUCACUGGAGUGCCCAAAAGCACAAGGUGUGCAAUACUCAGAGACAUGGCCAAGGUAAGAAAGGCUGAAAGACGACCACCACUGAACAAGACACACAAGCUGAAACGUCAAGACUGGGCCAAGAAAUAUCUCAAGACUGAUUUUUCUAAGGUUUUAUGGACUGAUGAAAUGAGAGUGAGUCUUGAUGGGCCAGAUGGAUGGGCCCGUGGCUGGAUUGGUAAAGGGCAGAGAGCUCCAGUCCGACUCAGACGCCAGCAAGGUGGAGGUGGAGUACUGGUUUGGGCUGGUAUCAUCAAAGAUGAGCUUGUGGGGCCUUUUCGGGUUGAGGAUGGAGUCAAGCUCAACUCCCAGUCCUACUGCCAGUUCCUGGAAGACACCUUCUUCAAGCAGUGGUACAGGAAGAAGUCUGCAUCCUUCAAGAAAAACAUGAUUUUCAUGCAGGACAAUGCUCCAUCACACGCGUCCAAGUACUCCACAGCGUGGCUGGCAAGAAAGGGUAUAAAAGAAGGAAAUCUAAUGACAUGGCCUCCUUGUUCACCUGAUCUGAACCCCAUUGAGAACCUGUGGUCCAUCAUCAAAUGUGAGAUUUACAAGGAGGGAAAACAGUACACCUCUCUGAACAGUGUCUGGGAGGCUGUGGUUGCUGCUGCACGCAAUGUUGAUGGUGAACAGAUCAAAACACUGACAGAAUCCAUGGAUGGCAGGCUUUUGAGUGUCCUUGCAAAGAAAGGUGGCUAUAUUGGUCACUGAUUUGUUUUUGUUUUGUUUUUGAAUGUCAGAAAUGUAUAUUUGUGAAUGUUGAGAUGUUAUAUUGGUUUCACUGGUAAUAAUAAAUAAUUGAAAUGGGUAUAUAUUUGUUUUUUGUUAAGUUGCCUAAUAAUUAUGCACAGUAAUAGUCACCUGCACACACAGAUAUCCCCCUAACAUAGCUAAAACUAAAAACAAACUAAAAACUACUUCCAAAAAUAUUCAGCUUUGAUAUUAAUGAGUUUUUUGGGUUCAUUGAGAACAUGGUUGAUGUUCAAUAAUAAAAUUAAUCCUCAAAAAUACAACUUGCCUAAUAAUUCUGCACUCCCUGUAGAGUCUAAAUGGUCUCAAUACUGAACGUGGCAAUUCCAUCCUGCUGCAUACAGAGCAAUUCGGGUUGCUAACUCCGGAUAUAGUUUGUGCUAUUUAAUAAUGUCUGGAUUUUAUAAUUCAGGCCCUGAAUUGGCCUGAAUUUUGUUAGAUUUUCAGCCAGACCGAAUGCAGUCUCAAAUUCAGCCUUAAUGCUUCAACUCCCAGCACAGAUUAAAAAAAAAUCUGAACUAUUUGCUCGCUGGUAAGUGGUAGAAGCCAGAGGGCAAAUAGAUUUAAAAAAAUAUAUAUAUAUUUUUCAUGAAGGUUAAUAUUGCUAGCCAGCUUCCACAUUAAAUAGUUAAAGGAACACUAUAAGGUCAGGAACAUAAACAUGUAUUCCUGACCCUAUAGUGCUAAACCCACCAUUUAUGUAGCUUGCCCCCCCCCACUUAGCCCCUUAAAAGGAAUUAAAACUCACCUUAUUUCCAGCGCCGCGCGGGUCAGCUGGCGCUUGCCCUGCCCCUUUGGUGACAUUAUCAGAGUUGCCAAUUUUUGGCCAAUCGGAUUGGAUAAAAUCAGCAAGGGAUGGGGCCAAAUGCCGUUUUGGCCAAUCAGCACCUCCUCGUGGAGAUGCGUUGAAUUACCAGAUUUUACUAAUUUCAUGAUUUUAUUAAGGACAUGGAGGCGAGUAUUAUGCUUUAUCUCUUUCUUUGUUCUUCAGCAGCAAAGAAAGGAUACUGUAAAUAUUCAAAGGAAAAAGAUUAAAACAUGUACCCUAGAGGGUUAACCACCUAUAACAUGUUAUCCUAUAGGAAUGCUUGAAAUGGUGAUAUAUGACAAAAGCGUUUAUUAGAGGUCAGAUUGAUGACAGUUCGAACGCCUCAACCUUUCUUGAGGACUAGAAAGGGGUUGCUCAGGCAACCUGGGGUUUGAGGGUGAAUUUCCGAAAUAGCGCCCUUGGAUGCUAGGGACUGUAUUUCUUACGACACCAGGUGCCGGUCUUGUGCUGAGAACACAAUGCAGUUGGGUAAAAACCUCUGAGCAGGAUAUUGUACGAUAUCUAUGGAAUAACCCAGGACAGUUUGAAGGACCCAAGCAUCUGAGGUUAACCUGCGCCAAGCAUUGUCUUAUCCGGCCCCCCACUGCCACUGAAGGCAAGUGGCAUGAAAUUGAACUUACCAUAAGGCCGUCAGCAGUAGAGGAACCUCUGGGUCUUCGUUGGAUGGCUCUUUGUUGUGGUGUGGUCUCUGUGACAGGACGUACCCUGUCCGUCUGACAAUUUUUAGAGGCAUCCUCGUCCCAUUGACAGAUGUUUUGGUGGAUUUACACCCAAUGGGAGCUACAGGUUUACUCUCUGGGGGGUUAGAAGAAAUGAGAGUACGUGGUCCUUGGGUGGAAAUUAGGGCUUGUGUGAUAGAUUAUCAGACAUGGUCCCCAUUGCCGAAAAAGUGGCUGGUGUCACUGAUUUCGCCAUUGUAGCAUCCAUAAGGGAAUGAAAUGCUUCCGGAUUCAUUUUGCUCUUGCGAUGCUUCAUCCAGUAUGGCAUGUGUGGGUGGACAGGCCACCACCAGGGGCGUAGAGGAUUUAGGAACAACGGAAACUUCCAACUCCUUUUGGGACUGCAUGACACAUUAAUAUAACAAAGUUUAUAUGAAAAUAUAAUAGGAAGUAACAAGAAAAAUUAUCCUAAGGAUAGUGUAGGAAGCUCACACCCACAGUGCCUGAUAACUACUAUAGAGGCAGUGAAAAGAGUAUAGGCACGGACAGUAAUUAGCUGAAUAGCAGUAAGGCUACUAGGCACAAUGACCAAAGGAAGCAAGCUUACUGAGUGUUCCCUCAGGAAUGGCUUGUAAGUUUUAUCCUGCAAUCCAUGAACCAUUUUAGUAGCCCUUCUCUGAACUCUCUCUAAAGUAUAAAUAUCCUUCUGGAGAUACGGUCUCCAGUACUGCGUACAUUAAACUGUUGUUAUUCUGGUGACUAUAGUGUCCCUUUAAGCAUAAAUAAGUAAAUAUAAAGCUUAUAGGGGUAAAUAUGACCCCGAUAUUACUUAUGCCCUAACCUGUGAAGUGGCACAUGGGGGCAAGUCUACUAAACUUUUAAAAUUAGUGUCUGGGCAAGCAUUGCUGCCACUCAUUAGAAAGGCCUGUCGAUAAUGUCAGGCGGUGACUUUAAAUAAGUAAUAUAUAUUGACAGAUCACCGUCCAUCUCCCUGUCUCCAACAUAAGAAUGUCCCUACUGACUCCACCCAAAAUGGUAGAAAAUUGAUGUCCGUGAACACACACAGGAUAUAGCCAGUAUGCAGCCUUUUAAUAUUAACCCACCCAAAAUAGUGGCAUGUCCAUACCCUUCAGGGGGCUGUGGAUCCCCAAGACAACCCCUAUUAAAAUUAAAUGACCCUACCUAUUUAACCCUUCCCGCCCCUGCCCUCCCUAUUUUCUUCAAAACAGGCAAAUUAAAAUCUAUAAUAACUGAAAAAAAAUAAUGGUGAAAAACCAAAACUGAUUCGCAAACCAAAAAAGAUGAAAAAACAGGACCCACCCCAGGUGCCAAAUGCUCUAGGUACGCCCCUGCCACCAACAUUUUCAAUAGAGAAAAGGGACAUGUUAAUUUUACUUUUAUGAGUGGGGGUGUGGGCAGAGCUUUUUCUGAUAAAUUUUAGGUGCCAUUACUGUGAGUAUUAUUGCUGUGGUGAUCUGUUAUACACUCAGACAGACAUAUAGUAUGGAUUUCCUAGAAAAGAGGGGCAUCAUCACCUAUUUCUCCCUAUAGCUUUUUGUAGAAGAGCCAGAUACAUUAAUUAAAAUCUGACAGCAUGGAGCAAAAAAAAAAAAAAAAAAUAUUUGGCAACUUCCUGUAGCUUAUAUUCUAUUCACAAGCAUUUCUCAAUGAUAUUUUGUUUAAUGAAUAAAACCUGGUAAGUGGGUCCGUUGCACAUGUGUAUGGUGUCUUUGCAGUUUGGGGGAGAGAGCUAUACAUUUCUGCAUUAACGUAUUUAACCUAAUGGCAGCCUAUGAGAAAUGUUUUCUGUUUAACAGGAAGAAAUAACCAUUUGUAGUGUUCCAGUUAUUAUCCUAUCUAAUUUGAUUCUGAAACACCAUGCUUUUAUUUCUAUGCAGAGACUCAAAUAACAGUACAGUACCUGUAAUCAUGCAGUUUUGUAUUUUUGAGGCUUCUAGCCAUACAUUCUGUAGUGGUUGAUGGAGACAAUGAACCCUAAUUUCCCUGGAUUUUCAAUAUUCUGUUUACUUAUCCUUAUAUUUACCAAAUCGUUAUUUGUGAGGUGUGAAAAAUAAAAUUAAAUGUGGAAAUCCACACCUCUUUAUCCUGCAACUGGAUGCCUCCAUCUUAGCUCCCUGUCAAUCAUUGUUCUAAGCUCUGUCUGUCCUUUGCACCUGGUAGUCAGCACACAGAAAAGAGGAAAAACUAAGCAAUGUUUCUGUAUCUCCUCUUCAUUUGCCAUGUUUGCCUGGUGGUGCCUUGUCUGAACUGGAUUAUGCAAUGUGCUAAAUCUUUAAUAUUCAUUUUAAAGAAAUCUGGGCAUAGUUUUUAGUUACCGUAUAUACAUUCUAGGAAAGUGACAGUUUCUCUUUAAGUUGAAGCUCACUAUUACAAUGUACAAUAUUUAUCUAUCUCACAGGGCUUAAAAUCUAAAGUCAGAGCUCAUACCAUAGUGCAGGGCUCGACAAACUCCAUCGCCAGGUCGCCUUGGCGACCAGGAAUUUGAUCCUGGCGCCUGUUUGUCAGUCCAUUCAGCGGCUGCGGAAUCCGCAACCCUGCUGUGGCCGGCUUGGGAGAUUAAAGGUGGUGGUGAGAUGCCAGGAAGCCGGAAUAUGUCACCACGGCCCUGGCAUCACUAAACAGCAUGAGGGAACAGAGUAAAAAGAGCUUGAAGAUUUCAGCAGCCACACUGAACUCCAGGGAAAAAAUUCAGUCAAGCUCUCUCAACGGUAGGGAGGCUAGGUGAGCCUAAAUGAAAAAAAUAAUAAUUUGUGAGUGUGUCAAUAUCAGUGUGUGUCUGUCACUUUCAAUAGCAUCCAUAGUGUGUGUGUCUGUAAGUGUGUGUGUAUCAUUCUGUCUGUCUGUCUGUGAGUGUCUGCCAGUGUGUGUUUAAUCAGUGAGUCAGUAUCUUCCUGUCAUUGAGUGUGUGUGUGUGCCGCUCUGUCAGUGAGUGUGUCUGUUUAGGUGAACAUCCCCCCUCCGAUUGCAUGGAAAACUUUUUUUUUUUUUUUUUUUACUCUCCUUUUUUCCAUGUGUGCCAAUCUUGCCGUGGCUGGCUUCACCUUCAUUAAUGAUCUUUGCCAAGCCAGUGCUUUCCCAUAAGAGAGAAUUGGGAGGCUGCUGCGCAUGCACAGAAAAACUGUGCAGAAUGCAGAGACGCUGAACGUAUGUGCUGCAGUGGCUGUCUGAGUGACUGUCAUUAGAGGUGUUACAAGGCAGCAAAGUAAACACCGCCUUUUCUCUAAUAAGGCAGUGUUUACACUAAAAAGCCUGCAUGGACAGGCUGUAGACACCAGAACCACUACAUUAAGCUGUAUUGGUUCUGGUGUCUAUAGUGUUCCUUUAAAAAAUAUAUUUUUGUUGUUGAAAAUAAAGCUUUGUUAGUUUAAAAAAUAUCCUAGCUCUGAACUUUUCCUGUCAAACCCUUCCCUAGUGUCAUUCUUGCCUGCAUAGAGCUCCUUAUAUCUCUGAUUAUUAUCCUUGCCAAUUAAAUCUGUUCUUCUUAUUGUGUACUGAAUUUCCUAUUAUCUUUUUUUGCCUGAUCUAAAAUUCCAGUUACCGUGUACUAACUAAUUAGUCUGUCACUUCACUCUGGCCUGAUCCUGAGUUCCACUUAGUUAGAUCGAAAUUCUGUUCCUGUCUAUCCAGAAGUCUAUCCUUUCAUUUAGUUCACAUAUUAUCGGGUUGCUGAACUUGCUCACUCUGAUCAUGUCAUCUCCCAUAGUUACACAGAUAUGAGGAGUAAGGGUUAAACAGGCCGAGAAGAAAGGUUUAUUUGACCAAGGCUCUACUUCUGUAUUCUAUUUUAAAAUAGGUUAUACAAAAUAAGGGCUUGAGUUUUGCAGACUGUCAAGAUUAAUUACUAAAGGGAGAAUUGUCAGGAAUUGAAAGUAAAUUUCAAAUUUUACUGGAAGCAUUGCUGUCUUUCUAAAUUUUUCCUUUUCAGCUACCGGUACUUAGGUCUUAGUUUGUGUGGCAUUAAAAUCACUUCCCAGCAAUUCUCACUUUGAUGAAUGAACCUGUAUUUUCAUCCUUACUUUAACAAUCCUGAUUAUAUAUUGAAUAUCUUUCUGCAUAAUGUACACCCCAUGCCCUUCUUUGCGUAUGAUGUAAUAUCAGUAAAUAAAAACGAACAAGUCAUCUAGCUUCGCUCUAACAGCGACUGUGGCGUAUUCUCUGGGGGUCUUGUGUGCCACGUAAAGAAAGAGAUCAUUUGAGAUCAACACCAAUUAGCCCUGUAUACACUGCAGCUCCUGAUGGCAGCACUACUAUGCUGUUAAUUAUAGCAACAUUAAUAAGCAGAAGUACAGGCUGCAGAGUUCUCAAGCAUCCAUGGGGAGUAGGCAGUUUAUCUUCUAUGUAAAGUUUUACUUAUUUUAAAGCAAUGCAACCUCAUCACUGACUUUAAAGAGCUUGACUUCUCCUUUAUCCCAUUCAGGACGGAGCCAAUAGUACACGUUCUGAUUAAAACAAAAUGUAAACAAAAACUGGAAUUUGCGCUAUAUGUCUGUUCAACCAUAAUUCACCUCUUUCAUAUUAAGCGCACCCACACUUAUUAUAUAGCAUUUUAUUCAGGAGAAACAGGGCUUUAAUUUCUGAUGAACUAUUCAUAUAUGAAACAUAACUUAUUAUGAAUAAAAUAAACAAAGGCGAGAAAUUAAGAUUUUUUUUUUUAGAAAAUUUGUAGUUUCGCCUGACAUUUUAGCUGUAAAUGUCAUAAUACUGUUUGCUUUUAAUGCAAUAAAAUGCACAUAUUUGUAUUCAACAAAGUCUCACGAGUACAACACUACUCCCAUUAACAGAUUUUACUGUGUAUUGGAAAGUUACAGUGUCAAAUAUAGCACAUUCCAUUUUUCAUUUUUUUCACAUUAGAAUUUGCCAGAUUAGUAAUGUUACCUUUGAGACCGUGUGGUAGCCCAGGAAUGAGAAUUACCCCCAUGAUGGCAUACCAUUUGCAAAAGUAGACUACCCAAGGUAUUGCAAGUGGAGUAUGUCCAGUCUUUUUUAGUAGCCACUUAGUCACAAACACUGGCCAAAGUUAGCGUGAAUAUUUGUUUUUAGAAACAUAGAAACAUAGAAUGUGACGGCAGAUAAGAACCAUUCGGCCCAUCUAGUCUGCCCAAUUUUCUAAAUACUUUCAUUAGUCCCUAGCCUUAUCUUAUAGUUAGGAUAGCCUUAUGCCUAUCCCACGCAUGCUUAAACUCCUUUACUGUGUUAACCUCUACCACUUCAGCUGGAAGGCUAUUCCAUGCAUCCACUACCCUCUCAGUAAAGUAAUACUUCCUGAUAUUAUUUUUAAACCUUUGUCCCUCUAAUUUAAGACUAUGUCCUCUUGUUGUGGUAGUUUUUCUUCUUUUAAAUAUAGUCUCCUCCUUUACUGUGUUGAUUCCCUUUAUAUAUUUAAAUGUUUCUAUCAUAUCCCCCCUGUCUCGUCUUUCCUCCAAGCUAUACAUGUUAAGAUCCUUUAACCUUUCCUGGUAAGUUUUAUCCCGCAAUCCAUGAACCAGUUUAGUAGCCCUUCUCUGAACCCUCUCUAAGGUAUCAAUAUCCUUCUGAAGAUACGGUCUCCAGUACUGUGUACAAUACUCCAAGUGAGGUCUCACCAGUGUUCUGUAUAAUGGCAUGAGCACUUCCCUCUUUCUACUGCUAAUACCUCUCCCUAUGCAACCAAGCAUUCUGCUUUUUUGUGUGAAAAAAGUAAAAAAUAACAAAAUAUUUGGCCAGUGUCUGUGACUAAAUGGCUACUAAAAAUGACUGGACAUACCCCAUUUGUAAUACCUUGGGUUGUCUACUUUUGCAAAUGGUAUGCCAUCAUGGGGGUAAUUCUCAUUCCUGGGCUACCAUACAGUAUCAAAGGCAACAUUUCCAAACUGGCGAAUUUUAAUGUGAACAAAAUUAAAAAUGGAAUGACGGCAGGGGAGUGGUCCAGGGGGGGAGAGAUAUAUCUCGGUGUCUUUAGCGUACAGGUGGUAGUGGAAUUCAAAUGAGGUAAUAAGUUUGCCAAGAGAAGCAGUAUGAAGAGAAAAUAGAAGGGGACCAAGGACUGAGUCUUGGGAGACUCCAAACAAGACAGGAGGAGGGGAGAAGGUAUUAGAAAAGGACACACUGAUUGAGCGGUGGAAGAGAUAAGAAGAAAACCACGAGAGGCAGAGUCACAGAGACAGAGUGAUUGAAAAGUUUGAAGAAGGAGAGCAUGAUCAACGGUGUCAAAGGCAGCAGAGAGGUCAAGAAGAAUUAGUAUGGAGUAGUGGCCUUUGGAUUUAGCUGUGAUUAGGUCAUUUGUAACUAAAAUAAGAGCAGUUUCUUUAGAGUGGAUGAAGCGAAAGCCAAAUUGAAGAGGAUUGAGGAGGGAGUUGGAAUUUAGGAAGUGAGUCAUAUGAGUAAGACAAAUCUUUCUAGAAGUUUUGAGGAAAAAGGAAGCAGGGAUGUGGGGCGAUAGUUGGAAAGGGAAUAUAGGUCUAGGGAUGGCUUUUUCAGGAUGGGUCCGAAUGUAGCAUGCUUUAGGGGAGCAGGGACAACACCAGAUGAAAGAGAGCAGUUUAGGAUGUGUGUUAAGGAAGGCACAAGACAGGGGGAGAGAGAUCUGAUAAGGUGAAAUGGGACAGGAUCGAGCGGUCAAGUGGUGGGGUAUAGUUUGUAUACCUAGCUGCGAUUGUUCUGUCAGAGCAUACUAUGUAAACAUAUUUAACCCUUCACUGUACCCACACUUUUAUACAGUACUAUUCAAGGAAUAAAGAGAAUACCAGGUUGCGCCUAUUUAAACCAAAUACACCAUACCGAGGACUGGUACACCUAUGGAUCAAAAACCUAUUUGAGGAUUUGGAUUUUUUAUUUGUCCCUGUGUGUCUCAUUGUAUGUACUGGGUAUAGAAUGUUUCACUUUAUUUUGAUAGGUGCAACUUUGCAUUUUCUUUAUUUCUGUUUUAUCUGUUUUUGUGGGUAUAGAGGCACACUUAAUUUUGUAAUGUUUGCUGCCUGGCUGACUCCAUCACAGACUCAAGGCACCGUACCUAUUCUUGUUAUUUUUUACUAUCCAAUGGCAGACACAUAAUUGUAACCAGACAAGUUUGACGCACUGGAACAGAGGGAUUGAGGACUCUGCUCAAUGAGCUUACAUGCUAGGGGGAGAGGGGUAAGGAUCAUUCCAUUUUAAAUAUUGGGUCCUUAAAGAAAAUAUUAUCAUAGGCUGCCAUGAUAGGUUAACGGACUAGGAGCCUUCUAGUGACUAUUGCUCAUCUAUAGAUUCUGAUUGUUAUAUAGAUUCAGUUUUAUUGUUUUUAUCAUUCCUAAACAUGUAUCUUUUAUCCAACAGAAUGAAGCAUCAUUGGGAAUGGUUGGUGUGGUUGAUGACAUUGCUCAUUAUUGUAGCAGCCACAGAAGCCCACGGCAGUUUAGAUGAUGAUGAAAAGGAGGAGCUGCUGGACAACAUAGAAGAAGUUCACAGUGAAGAAUCCAAAAGUUAUCUAGAGGUGAGCUGUGUUUUGUAGUGCAUUUCACCUACUUCUACCAUCUACUAGGCAUUGCAUCCAUUUACUUCUAUGCAUUGAGGCUCAACAAAAUAUAAAGUGGGGAACUAUUGGACUAAAAUAAACACUAUAUAGUGUUAGGAAUAUGAAGCUGUAGUUCAAUGAGAUGAAGUGGUUAGGGUGCCUACAGUGUUCCAUUAAUUAAAUGUUUGGACACUUCCAAGUCUCUUCAUGAGGACUUAAUUAAGUUAAGAUGUGUAUCUUAACUUAUAUACACUAACACAUAUAAGCCUUUCUACCCGCAGUAUUUUCUUUCUUCAGUGAAGUGGUCUGGGUGCUUCUACUUAAUUGGGGCUUCAGGAAUGGUUGCCGAUCAUGAGGCAAUGAGUGCCACCUAAGAGGCUUAUGUGUGCCAUAAAAUGGCUAUGUCACCUUCAGGAGUCUUUGCCUAUUUUGCCCAAGUGAUCUUGUUAGGUCAAUGUUUUGUUUAACCAAUGAAAUUAACUAUUUAAAACAAAUAUUGAAUGUGCAUUAUAUGAAUUUAGUGUAUAUGGGGAAUGAUUUCCAUGUAUUAACCCUAGAUGGAUGUUAUAAUCCUCUGGGAUUUAUAGACCUUUGUAAAAAAUUUUAAGUCAUAGACAUGAACAAGCACACACAUAGUAACCAACACACACACACACAGGCAAACAUGCACACAAAGAAACAGGCAGGCUCACACAUGUGCACUAAGACACAGACAGGUACAGAUAGGCAUAGACAGGCACAUACUACAUGCAGUGCCAAAACAAACCAUCACUGGAUUAGAGCACAUAGCUAAGAAUGACUAACCUUCACAAAUCUUAUUGUCUGCCCACUCUCCUUUGACUGGCUGAGGCUUUUGGGACUAGCAGUACAACAUCAGAGAAGCCUGAGAUGUGAUGCUGGAUGAGAAUCAUUUAGGUCAUCAUAUUCAACCCUACAAUUUACGAUUUUUUUUUUAGAUAUAUUUAUUGUAUUUAUUAAUAGGGGAUAACAAUUCACAAGAAUUAUUGACAAACCUGAUUUGUACAAAAAAACAUAUUGUAUAAUAUUAUAUCAGGGGGUUUCCAUGCUAAGAAUAUCAAAAUUUAUAUACAGCCGUUUAUAUUAUUAUUAUUAUUGCCAUUUAUAUAGCGCCAACAGAUUCCGUAGCACUUUACAAUAUUAUGAAAGGGGAUUUAACUAUAAAUAGGACAAUUACAAAUAAACUUACAGGAACAAUAGGUUGAAGAGGACCCUGCUCAAUCGAGCUUACAGUUUAUACAUAGUCACAAUAAUGUUACCCCACUAUCCCUACUUUAGGCUCAGUUUAAUCACUAUUUUUUGUCUAGAACUUUGGUUUAUUUUAAUAAUAUAACCACUAACACAUAAUAAAGGGAAAAAAAAUAAACAUUGAGAAUUAAUAUUGGUAUUAAAGUUGCUGCAGAGGACAGCCAUAUGCUUAACACGAGUUGUCUUUUCUACGACCUUCCAAUGUGUAAUUAACCUCUCCUUUUAGACUAAUGCAUACAACCACUACAACAUCACAGAAAUAAAUUAAAUGAAAAGGUGUUUGCCAAUAUAACAGCUGUAAUAUACUCUGCAGCAUUUUAGUGUUUUCAGUUCCUGGUAAUAAUGGUCGACUUGGAAAACUGCUUGCCAGGGAUAUGUGCUAGCAAUUAAGAAUACAUAGCCUAACUUAUAAGUAAAGACAAAAAACAUUACUGGACUGCUUCUCACUCACUGAGUCCCUAAUGCCUCUGCUGGCAUAGACCUGCCCAGGCUACCCUGCUGGAUCAUGCAUCAUUUAUGGCUCUGCUGUCUAUUGAGCCACAUUAGUAAAUAUGCUGGGACUUCACUCUGGGAGACAGUCUACCAGUCUCCACCGCGGCCACCACAAUGUAAGUAAUCGCUGAAGUUCGGGCAUGUCAAGUAAUUUUGGAUCUGUGCAUAGCCUCGGUCCUUGACCAGCCCAGGACUUGCGGUUAAUAUUAUUAAAUGGAUUUUGUAGGCUGGGGGUUAUUUUAGGGCCCACACUUGUCCCCCACAUCCCAACUUCCCUGAUUGUUAUAUAAUGUUACAUUACUUGUCAUUUUUCUUAUACCUGUUCCCGAAAUAUAGAUUUUUUUUUAAAAUAUAUAUUUUGUUACUGUCUGUAUUAGAACAUGAUAUAUAGUUUUUUUGUGACAUUUCUGUUAAAUGUGUGCUAUUUGUUACACUUUAGGUUGCAUAUCAAAGUCCAGCUCCUAGUGGAGAUGUCUAUUUCACAGAAACGUUUGAUGCUGGAACACUGGAUGGGUAAGUGAUUGCUUACCAAAAUGAAAUACACCCGCGUCCAUGUUUAAUGGUGUCAUGUAAAUUAUCUAGUACAUGAAAUUAUGACAUUAGGCAGUAUUGUAUAUGGAUUGUUGCUUAGGGAUGGCAAAAUAAAAAGAAUACUACUUUGUUAUUAGGCUCUAAAUACCUUGGACUAGACUUUGAACACCAGGUUAGACAGAAUAUGAUUGUUCAGGCUGAUGAAACAUUGCUAGCAUUGCUUAGAAUAUAUAUCUAUCUCCCAACUGUCUUGGUUUUGGUGGGAUAGUUCUAAACUAAGACUCUAGUUUCACCAUUCCAGUUACCUGGUACCCCACGUUAGCAUAGUGUGAGUGUAUCUAAAAUAAAUGCUGUCAGGCAAUUAUGAGGGCAUUAAGCCCAUGCCCAGAGUGCUUCAAAGCAUGUGCUGCCCUGUGUGGGUCGGCCAGACAGGCUGUCAAUAAGUCUUGCAUGCGAACACUACUUCUGUGGGUGUUCCCCUCCCAUUUUCUCAGUACGCAGUGUUGGAAGAUAUCAAUAUAUAAGAACAUAUGAUUUACCUUACCAAAAUAUGCUUCUACAUUUUAAUGUAUACAGUUUCUUUGGAAACAAAAUUCCAAAAAUAAAUCUUUUAUUCAAAGCUAAUAGAUCUUUUUGAGGAGAGGGGAAAGUGCAGUAGAUUACUUGCUGUGUCGGGAAUAAUAGAUCAGGCAGAAUCAGUAGGUGGGCGAAGGAAGCAAAGUAUUUAUGUGAUGGAAACAAUCGAUCACUGGAAACUGUAAAUGCGUCUUGGCCUAGACUCCAUUAUCUGUGAGACUGCAAAAUGAAUAUUACCUUGUUGAGAUAUUUCUGGGAAAUGUCCUGCCAGUUCUAUUGAUAUUGAAGUGGAACUGAAUUUGUAACAGAGCAGAGGAAAUAAGUGAUAGAGUUUAUGAAACGAAAUUGAACUUUGCUUGGACAAAAAAAACAUACCCAUACUUAUAUUAUCCAGCUGAAUAAUGGAUUUGAAACCUAUUUUACAACUUGCAUAUUAAGUAGAAAAUAUUAAAUGGAUACUCCAAGAAUUAUAACCGCUAUAGUCCACUGUAGUGAUGAUGAGGUGAGAAAUGCCCUGGCGGUGUUCCCCAGUAAAGGGACAAACCAUUUUGGAAAUAUUUGCCCCCUUACCUGGGUCAUGCCAGGUGAUGAGUCUCCUGUGCUGCAGGGUAACAUGGAUACUGCUUCUCCAGAAGCCAGAUAUCGAUCCCCGCAGCCAUUUAAAGAGUUAAGCUCUCUUGGCCAAUUAAUAAAACUCUUGAUCCGGGCUGAAUAAUGACGCUGCCCGAGGGGGAGUUACACCUCCAGCAGCAAUGGGUUUAAACUCUGUAUUUUCAGCUUUUCAUAGCGAAAUCCUGCACAUUCAGAAUUCAAACGCCAUGACCAAUUCAAAUCACUGAAGUGAUAAUUUUGCUUGAAGUAAGCCUUGGUUUAAACUCUCAUACAUCUAUUCUUACAGGUAACCACCACAAGCUCCUACUUGCACACCGAUCCCCACAUUAUUCCUCACAAAGUAAUAUUAUCCUAAGAAAUAUUGUUUGCUUUAUUUGGGAUGUUAGGAUGUUAUUCUGUUCUUUCCUUGAAUAGUAAAUAUAAGAAUAUAUACUGUGAUGGUAGUGUGACACGAUACUAAAUGAGAACAGGGGAGCUUUGCAAUAGAAAUGAGCAGUCAGACUAUGGAAGACCACUGUAGCUGAUCUACAAAGACUGUUGGCUGUUAUAAAGUUACAACCCUUUUCAGCUGCCACAAAAAUGGAGAGUUCUCUCCAUCAACCAGCCAUCCGUAAGCUGAGCAAUCCCUUAAAUUGUUAAAUGCUGAGGAAAAUGUUGGCGCAAUAGAAAUGCCAAUAAUAAUAUUUUAUAGUAACUCCUAAAUAUUCUGCCACUCUGCAAAUAAAACCCCAAAACAAAUAAAAUAAGAUCUUUUAAGAUAUCUCUUACUGUUUUAGAGGAAAAAGGUGGAAACCUCAUUUUAUAUAUUUUGAUGACCUUUUUUUUUAUUUGUUAAUGCUUUACUAUUAAAGCAAAUGUUCCUGUCUAAUCAAUAACGUGUCCAGAGACAUAGAGAUACAAUACUAGUAAACAACCUCUAUCUUUAUCUUUUCUACAUAUUGACAUUUUUUGUUUGACACUUAUAUAUUGCCAGCUGGGUGCUCUCCAAAACCACAAAGGAAGAUGCUGAUGAAGAAAUUGCUAAGUACGAUGGUAAGGGAUUUUUACUUCAGUUGGUCAAGUUGUUAGUUUUUAAAUUUUUUGCAUGUUUUCUUAAGUGCUGAAUCUAUAGACUGAGUGGGAUAAUUUCCGCUAUGUUUCAUUUGUAUGUUGUGGUACUGAAAUCCCAACCAAAUGUAUAGAUUUAGAUUAAAGCAACACUUAACGUUAAGACUACACAACUGUAUUCUUAACGCCAUAGUGUCUCUCUGCCCUAAACUUAUUGUCCCGCCUGUUUCUAUGGACUGUUUGAAUGUGCACGCGGCUCUUGCCGCGCUGUGCAUUCCGUUCCACUCGGAGCAGAGUAAUGGUAACACACUGCCCUACACAUCACAUAAUGGUAAAACACUACCAUACACAUCAUAUAUUGGUAAACCACCAUACACAUAUUAUGGUAAAACACUACCAUACACAUCAUAUUAUGGUAAAACACUGCCCUUCACAUCAUAUAAUGGUAACACACUGCCCUACACAUGGUGUAAUGGUAACACAUUGCCCUACACAUCAUGUAAUGGUAACACACUGUCCUGCACGUCAUGUAAUGACAACACAAUACCAUAUAAUUAUGUAAUGAUAAAAAACUACCAUAAACAACAUAUAAUGGUAACACACAAACCUUCACAGCAUGUAAUGAUAAAACACUACUAUACACAUAUUGCAAUGGUAACACAAUGCCAUACACAUCAUGUAAUGGUAACACACUGCCCUACACAGCAUGUAAUGACAACACAGUACCAUAUAAUUAUGUAAUGAUAAAAAACUACCAUAAACAACAUAUAAUGGUAACACACAAACCUACACAUCAUGUAGUGAUAACACACUGCCCUACACAUCAUGUUAUGAUAAAACACUACCAUACACAUAUUGCAAUGGUAACACAAUGCCAUACACAUCAUGUAAUGGUAACACAAUGCCCUACACAUCAUGUAAUGGUAACACAAUUCCAUACACAUCAUGUAAUAGUAACACACAAACCUACACAUCGUGUAAUGGUGGUAGACUGUCCUACAUACAAUGUUAUUGUAACACAUUGUCCUAUAUAUUCUGUAAUAGUAACACAUUGUGGUGAGGAUAUCUUGUACAUUGGUUAGUCCCAUAACUUGUGUUAUACCCUAACUAUACUUGUGUUUUUUUACCCAGGGAGAUGGGAAGUGGAAGAGUUGAAAGAAAACAAAUUGUCAGGAGACAUGGGGCUGGUUCUGAAAUCUGUGGCAAGACACCAUGCCAUUUCAGCAAAACUGAACAAGCCUUUUAUAUUUGACAGUAAACCUCUCAUUAUUCAGUAAGUUUCCAAACUACAAUCCAUGUGCUGUGCUUGUUUUCAUUAGAUAUACCAAUCAUUGAACAUAUAUUGUGUUCUGGAGGGUUUAAUGAUCAAUUAUUCAAGUUACCAGACAGGUUACAAUAAAUACUAUGGUAAAUGUAAAACAGGAUAUCAAAACUAAAGGUUGACAGUAGUGGAAUUGCUGCUAUACUUUUCUAGCAUAGGCUUAAAAAGUGAUGAAUUUCUGCAAAUGGGACAGGGGAGGUGAGAAGAACACUAUGGGACGAUGAGGCGGGGAAAAAACACUAUGGGACGGUGAGGCGGGGAAAAAACACUAUGGGACGAUGAGGCGGGGAAAAAACACUAUGGGACGAUAAGGCGGGGAAAAAACACUAUGGGACGGUGAGGGGGGGAAAGAACACUAUGGGAUGUUUAGGGGGGGGAAAGAACACUAUUGGAUAGGGGAGGGGGGAAAGAACAUUAUGGGACAGGGGAGCAGAUUGCUACUGAACAUGCUGUUCAGUGUUACAUCUAUCAUUUCAUUUGUAACCUUUGUUUUUGAAUGUAUACCAUUUUUUUUAGCUCUACAACAGAUAUAUUCAUCACUUCUUCCGCCUCAAAAGUGUUCUGUUUCACUUCUAUAAAUACGAAUCGAUUUAAACCAAAACCACUGUAAAAGACACUUUUCAAAACUCUUUGAUAGAUCUUAACCAAUGUCCCACGUUAGCAAUUUGGCUAAUGUUGCUUUUGUUCAAAAAGUCUGAACUGAUAUUAUAAAUAAAUCAGAGACUAUUUUUAGGGGCCCCUUAAUAACAAACUUACUUCUAAACUGCUCCUCCUCUGCAAGAUCACCACUAAUAAGAAUCUCCCAGCCAAUGCAUUUCCUAGAGGAACAUUAUGGGAACAUUGGGAGCAUGUGUAGCAAUUGCCAUGAUCCACCGGCGAUGCUUCUUGUGAAGAAUGCAAUCCAAUCAAAGGAUUGAAACCAAUGGUUCUCUAUGAAAAGUCCUCACUUCAGUUUUGAAUGAGGAAGACAACCCUCCCGGUCGUCUGGCUAACAACUGGGGUGUUACCAAGGGUGUUUCUUGUGAAAACUGCACUUUUAAAAAAUAAGCGAAAGGGGAUAUGCUAUUAACCCUAAAGUACUUUAGGGGCUUGUCAAGUUCCUUUAAAGCUUCAUUCUGAGCACCUUUGCAACUUUUUAUUAUUGGAAAGGCGAUGGGGAAUUCUCAGCUCUGACAGUGGCUUAGAACUCUAGUUAUCUGUACUAUGCCUGCCCUCUGAGCUGUUAAUCAGACAGACUGCAUCUCUUUAAUGAGUGGAAUUGUUAUGAGAUAUGAAUAGAUCCACAGACCAAAAUGAGAGUCUCCUGAUUGGAGGUCUCUUACUCUUGUGUUUGUGGUUUUUAAUGCAUGGUCAGGGCUCAAAAUUUCAAGUUCUGUGCUACAUGCUAGGCUUUGUUACUCUCAACUUCAAGCCUAGAGCUAGCACACUCACCAGGGUGAUUUUCUACUCAAGGGCUGACUUUUCAUUCACCAGUGUGUAGUGGGCAGCUGGAAAUUUUGACCCCUGAUAAUGCUUAAGAAUACAUGGUCAUUUUUAUCUCAUAGUUUCCCUUUAAACCAAUACUGAGAGGUGAAUUAACCAGUUUUUGUUUUUUUUCUUUGAAUAAAUGUUAGUAAAAGUUCCUUUAUUGAUACUGAUUGAUUGGUUGUGUUCUCCCAACAUAUAUUUUAGUUCCUGUCAUUUCCAUUACAUUUAAAAAGCUUUAAAUGGUUCCAUAGUGUGUGAUACUUGUAAUCACAGGGCUCACUACCUGCACUUAAUAAUGUGUUUAAAAAUCAAUGUUUAAACAUUUGAGCAUUAACAUUUCAAAACAAAUAAUUAUACUUAUAUUAAAUGCCUUGAGACUAUCACAUGUUUUUCUGUUUGAUGGGAUUUAGCCAUAACCGUUGCUGAUCUAAUUUCUUUCUAUUCCAGAUAUGAAGUGAAUUUUCAAGAUGGGAUUGAUUGUGGUGGAGCUUACAUAAAACUACUUACUGAUCCACACUGUCAGAACCUGGUGUGUGAGGUUUUAAUAUUUGUUCUCUACUUCAGUGUUUGUUUCUCAAUUAAGGAAUCAUAAAAAAGGAUUGAGAAGGACUAAUUCCUAUAUGCAGUGGAAGGCAUGUGUUUUAAUAUUUAAUUGAUCAUUUUACCCCCUUUCUGUAUUCUAAAAUACAUAUCUAGUGCAGUAUAUUAUUUCUGUCUUAUAGCCUUUUAUGAAUUAAAAAAAACUAAGAAAAAACUACCUGCACACUAUUCCAAAUCCCUGUGCAUGUUUAUAAAUGGAGGUUUUUAGUUCCAUUCCAAUGGCCAUUAGAUGUAAGCCCACCUGCCCCGUCAAGUAGGGAUCGACCGAUUAUCGGUAUUCUCGGCAAUAUCGGUAUCGGCCAAUUCAGAUACCGAUAUUGCCGAUAAUACCUCCUAGGACUGCCAGGCUCAUUACAAGCCCGGCGGUCCUGGGGGGGGGGCAGAGAGCAAGCGCUUACUCACCUCCCAGCAGCUCCUCCAGCUCCCCAGUGUAACUCUCGCGAGACCCGCGGCCGUCAGAGCGUUGCCAUGGUAAAUGUACAGAAUAUCGGCAAAUUAUAUCGGCUAUCGGCCUGAAAGUUCACAGAAUAUCGGUAUCGGUAUCGGCUCUGAAAAAUCAAUAUCGGUCGAUCCCUACCGUCAAGGCAAACCUCUUGGGUGGGUCCUUCGCUUACAUCUAAUGGCCAUUGGAGUGGAACUAAAAACCUCCAUUUAUAUAAACAUGCACAGGGAUUUGGAAUAGUGUGCAGGUAACUCUUUUCUUUGGUUUUUAUUGUAUGUAUUUGGGCUGAUGUAUACUAUCGUCGUUGCUGCCACCCAGGAGUAGUGGGAGUUUGAGCGAAGGACUUAUUAUUGUGUAUUUGUAUGAUACCUUUCACAUUUCUCACAAUGUGGCAGCUACCAUUUGCCUACAACUAUAUAGUUUUUUGUUAUAUGUCUUUGUAGGAGGAGUUUCAUGACAGAACACCUUAUACGAUCAUGUUUGGUCCAGACAAGUGUGGAGAAGACUAUAAACUGCAUUUUAUCUUCAGGCAUAAAAACCCUAUCAUUGGAGACUAUGAUGAAAAACAUGCAAAGCGUCCUGAGGUUGAUUUAAAAAAGUACUUUAAUGACAAAAAGACACAUCUUUAUACACUUGGUAAGCUUAAUUUAUGUCAAUAAUAUUCUACAACCAGUGAUAAACCGUUAGGUUGUUAUCAGCUAUAUCUAUGUGCCCCAAUAUUUGUGUCCCCUCAUACAGUAUAUCACACCCGCACUUACGCAUGUCUCUUAAAGUAUAUAUCUGCAUAAUAUGUAUGCAUUUGUGUAUAUACAUGUACUUGAAUACAUGUGUGACUGACUUUGUGUGCACCUAUAUAAUCCACCGUAGCAGCUUGCUCACUAAGAGGUUCGUUGGUAGUCUAUCCUAAAUUAGUCUAUCUUUAAGUAGGAUUUUGUACCCACAGAAGUUAGAAAACACUUUGAAAUGUUGCAGUUGUUUUAGUGGGGCAAGUAUUAGGGUUAGCAAGAUUGGAAAUUUGAAUCAGUGCACAGUAUGCUGUAUGUAUGCCUGCCUGCACAAGUCUUUUCAGGGAACAUAAUGCUGUGGCAAAUGUGAGUAAAUGACUUCUCUGGAAACAUGGAUUGGAGAUCUAGAGAAGCAAAUGGUGACACUGAGGUGGUCGGACAACCUUGAAAAGGGCUUACUGCUCACUGAGCCAAGUUUAGUGGUGGCCGGUAGGGGAGUGGGAGAAGAUGAGAUAGCUGGGGAACAGGCAGGUAGCUGGGUGACAGUUGGGUGAGGUAACAGAGAGGGAGGGAAGAGUGCUGCCAGUCCUGAUUUUCUACACCACAGCUGAUUCGCCCGCUUGAGGGAAGAUAUUCAGAGAAUCAACUCAGAAGUGGCUGUGCUGGAGAAAGCUGCUCCUUCUAACAGCCAUGGGGAAUAACCCCUCUUUGAAUGGGAUGCAGAAUGGAGGAAAGCUAGGCAGGUUGUGGUGGUAAGGGAUUAUAUUAUAAAAAAAAGAGUAUAUAGGGUAAUCUGCCGCUCUGCUCGCACCAACCAGGCAGUUUGCUGUCUCCCAGAUGCUCGGGUGCAGCAUGUUGCUGACAGAGUGGGUGAAUUAUUGAAAGUGGCUGAUAAUGACCUGACUGUCAUGGUCUAUAUUUGUACCAAUGACAAAGUAAAAAAAAAAUGGAGGACCUUAAAGAAUGUGUUUUAAAGAAAGUGCACAUAAAAAGAUGCAUACAUAAUUAAAGUGCAUAUUGAGAAAAAGUUCUUAUCUCAAUGUGCAACAUUCUGAGCUAUUAAAAAUCCCAAAUUAAAUUAUUUGUGCCAUUUUUAACUUUACCACCCCAAAAUACUUAAUAGUUAAUAAUUUAUUGACUCUCCAUUCAGACCCUUUACCCUUCACCUCUUUUUCUGCUAUUUAAUGCAACUUUCUCUCUUUUUUUCCCCUUCUGUCUUUCUUAUAUUUGUCUCUUUCCAUCUUUCAAAAUUUGUUCCUGCAUAUAAUUCCCUUUAUCUCUGUGUUAUGAUUCCCCCCAUUCAGUUCCUUCUAUAUAUCUUUCCUCAUUCCUAAACGUUACGGGCUUGCAGCUUGAAAAACACAUAAUUGAGCACUUGAGCACUCAGUCAAUUUUCUGAUUGGCUGGGGAGUGCAACCAUCAGAAUCCAGUGUAGGAGCUGAGAUGUGAGCUUCGGUCUGCUCGGAUCUCCAUUUCACUGCCCCCAAACUAGGUAACGGUAUUUUAAAAGGUCAGGUGAUAUUAUAUUCUAAGAAUAGCUGUAGGCUGCUCAGUACAUUUUGGAGUUUAGGGUUAUAAGGUUAGAGAAGAAGAUUUAGCAAUACACGGCUAAAGGGUGAAACAUGUACAAUGUGGUUUUGAGACUAGCAGACAGAGGGCAAUGGAGUUCACAUGGCAGGGAUGUUUAUUUUCAGUUAUAUUGAGGCCUAAAAAGGUGUUUAAUUCUUAAGUUUUAAGUUCAUAUUUUGAUUUACUAAACUAAAUUCUGAUCCACUAGCAAUUCUUAUCCACAAUAUAUUUCCCAAACCAUUGCACUCCCCAUAAAAAAAAAAAGUGUUAAGUGAAUAAAAAUGCUGUAGCCUUUAAGACAAAUUUUAUAGAAAUUGUAAAAUAGUCGCAGCAUGCUCUCCUUUUACCCUUCUAAGCAAAUGAACAUAGAUACAUAGUUAUCAAAACAUCUGUAGUGAGUGAAGAAGCACCUCCUAACUAUUUAUUCACUUGUAAGACAUCUUUAAUAACUGUUUAAUUACUCUCUCAAAAAUUAGUUUUUCCAAAUCUCCAAAUACAGAGACAGGUGAUCUGUGACAUGCUUAGCAAGGCCGCUAAUGGUAGAUUUUCAGUGAUUUCUAAUUUAAAGGGACACUAUAGUCACCAAAUCACUACAGCUUAAUAUAGUGGUUUCGGUGUCUCUAAAACUGAACCAGGAAUAAACAAACUAAGAACACUAGGAUGGGUGGCAGCAAACCCCCAAGCAAACUAGAACAAGUCAAACAACAAAAUACAAGUAGCGCCAAGAAAAAUACUCCAAACACAAUAGUAUAUAAUAAUAAAAGAAAUAAGAGUAAUAAACACACAGGAUAUAAAAAGAGUCCACAAUAAAACUACCAAAUGGUACGGCACAGUCUCGAAGGUGGCAAUAGCUUUUCUAGCCCUGGUAUGGGACUUUCUUGGUAGCUUCGUUUAAUAGCAGUAUAUGAAAAGAAAGUAAAAACAGAGCCAAACCAAUAGUGCAAUAUGGUAGAGGCAAACCAAUAGUGCAAUAUGGUAGGACAAACGAUACUUAGAUAAGAGGUCAACUCACAUAUGGUAGAGCUAUAACCAGCUCUAGGUAAAACAGCAUGCAGUGGUAUACAAUCCCCACUUGCAGGAUAUCCCUCUGGUUUUGGUACACAGUAGAAUGAUAGUAAAUCACAACUGGAUAACGAAGAUCAUAUGGAAUGACAAAAAAGCAUCCAAUAGUGCUCUCUAUACAGAUAGGUAAUAACAAUAAGGUAAAUUAAAAUAUACUUACAAUAUAGUGAGCAGACUAACCACUCUAUGUAUAAAGCCUGGGUGGUAUAAUGCCCACAAGGAUUUCUUUGGUUGGUUGUCCAUGGUAGGUAAUAGGUCCAGAUGUCAGGUAAAAGUAUUAAAAUAAAUAAUAAUAAUAAGUUCUAAAAAUAUAUGACUAAAAAGCAGGUAGUGAGGUAGCCAAAAUACUUUAUUUAACAACAGCAUAAAAACCACAACGCUUUCUCUCCUUAGGGCUUUCUCAAGUGGUAAAAAGAAUAUGUCACAGAAAGUGUAUUGUGUGUAAAACUACCCAGGGGCUAGUGCAAAAUAAAACCACUAACUUCACUUCGAACAUCACUAAAAAAAACUUUAAUAUAAAUGUAUUACAUGUAAUUCUAGUAAUGUCAUUUAUCUAUAAUACGUAGGCAUGACCUCUAGAAGUCUAAAAACGCGAAUAUCAGAACAUUGUCGAAACAUAACAAAAGGAUACUUAAAUCACACUAUAUCAAAACAUUUUUAAAACAUCAAAAAAAACAGGAUGUUUAAAAUCUAUACUUUUUCAAACUCCCCCCCUCUAAUAUGGCUGUUUAAUUGUUUCAUACUCCCACCCCCCGCCCCCCAAUAUGGCUGUUAAAUUUUCUACUUAUGUUUUCACCUUCCAAUAUGGCCACCAUAUGCGACCAUUAUGCCAUGCAAUCUUCCUUCCUUAUAGGCUAAGCCCCUUCCUAUAAGUCCAGCCUUCUCUUUCUCUCUGAUGAUUUGAUUACAUCCCAUGCAAGCUAUAAUCCUGAAAUCUCGUGAUAUUGAGAUUGUCCAUAUUUUAAACUACAUGUCCCAUAAAGCAUAUAGCGCCUAUGCCGAGAUUUCUUUGUCAUACCGUUCAUUCCUAAACCCUCAUUUUUAAAAUCUAAUUAUACAGGCUACACUACUACACACAAUAUAUCGCUUAGACCUAAUAAAGUUUCUAUUGGGGGGGGGUGAUUUUCUUUCUUUCUUUUUUUUAUUAGCCAUGCAAUUGUGGUCAUGUGAUUAAUGACGUCAUUAUGGCGCCAAAAUAAAGUUUUUUAAAGCCUAUAUAAACCCAGUUAUGUCCGGUAUAUGUUUUUACCACUUGAGAAAGCCCUAAGGGGAGAAACGCAUUGUGGUCUUACUGUUGUUAAAUAAAGUAUUUUGGCUACCUCACUACCUGCCUUUUAGCCAUAUAUUUUUUAAAACUUAUUAUUAUUUAUUUUUAUACUUUCACCUGACAUCUGGACCCAUUAACUCCUGUGAACAACCAGCCAAAGAAAUCCUAAGUACCGUAUAUACUCGAAUAUAAGACGAGUUUUUCAGCACAUUUUUUGUGCUGAAAAACCCCAACUCGUCUUAUACUCGAGUCACUGUCUGUAUUAUGGCAACUUACAUUGCCAUAAUACAGACCAAGCCCGGCGGUCCUGUUGGGAGCUGGCAGAGAGCUGUUACUUACCUUUCCUGCAGCUCCUGUCAUCUCCCUUCACCUCCGUGCCGGUCAGCUCCCUUCUUCUCCACUGUAAGUCUUAUGAGAGCCGCGGGUAAGAGCGUUGUUACCAUGGCAACGCUCCGCGCGGCACUCAGACCGCAAGACUUACAAUGGAGGAGAAGGGAGCUGACAGGAGCUGCAAGAAAGGUAAGUAACAUCUCUCUGCCAGCCCCCCUCCUACGCAGCCCAUGCCACUGGACCACCAGGGAAUAAGAGCACCCCUCCCUGGCCAUGUAUCAAGCAGGGAGGGGGGACAAAAAAAUAUAAAUACAAAUUUAAAUAAUAAUAUAAUAAAAAAUGUAUAAUAUUAAAAUAAAACAAAAAUGAUACUAUUAAAAAAACACAAAAUGUAAUAUUAAAAUAAUAAUAAUAAUAAUUUAAAAAAAUAAUAAAAAUGCCAACCCCCCCACCAAGGUUACACACUUUGCAUCACACACACUGCAUUCAUACACACACCCUGCAUUCAUACACACACUGCAUUCAUUCACACACACUGCAUUCAUACAUACACACUGCACUCAUACACACACAUACGGUCCUGUUGGGAGCUGGCAGAGAGCUGUUACUUACCUUUCCUGCAGCUCCUGUCAUCUCCCUUCACCUCCGUGCCGGUCAGCUCCCUUCUUCUUCACUGUAAGUCUUGCAAGAGCCGCGGGUAAGAGCGUUGUAUUUCAUACACACACUGCAUUCACACACACACACACUGCAUUCACACACACACACUGCAUUCAUACACACACACUGCAUUCAUACACACCCACACUGCACUCAUACAUACACACUACACACACUGCAUUCAUACACACACACACACUGCAUUAUAUACACACACACUGCAUUCAUUAUAUACACAAAAUAAAUAUUCAAUUAAUGUAAUUUUUUGGGGAUCUAAUUUUAUUUAGAAAUUUACCAGUAGCUGCCGCAUUUCCCACCCUAGUCUUAUACUCGAGUCAAUAAGUUUUCCCAGUUUUGGGGGUAAAAUUAGGGGUCUCGACUUAUAUUCGGGUCGACUUAUACUAGAGUAUAUACGGUAUAUUUUUAUUUACCUUAUUGAUACUUAUCUAUCUAUUUAGAGAGCACUAUUGGCUGCUUUUUUUUCUUUCAUUACACAUGAUCUACCUUAUCGUUAUCCAGUUGUGAUUUACGAUCAUUCUACUGUGUGCCAAAACAGGGAUAUCCUGCAAGUGGGAAUUGUAUACCACUGCAUGCUGUUUUACCUAGAGCUGGUUGUAGUUCUACCAUAUGUGAGUUGACCUCUUAUCUAAGGGUCGCUUGUCCUACCGUGUACUACCAUGUUGCACUCUGUUUUUGCUUCCUUUUCAUAUACUGCCAUUAAGCGAAGUUACCCAGAAAGUCCUACCUGUCUCUUGCUCUCUCCUAUAGGGCAGUGCUUUACUCUCUCCUCCAGCUCUGCUUUACUCCCACCUUAUUUGAUUGAUAUUUCCUGUCCUAACGUGUUUUAUACCCCACUUCCUGCAGACUGUAAGCUUGUUUGAGCAGGGCCCUCUUCAACCUAUUUUUCCUGUAAGUUUUCUUGUAAUUGUCCUAUUUAUAGUUACAUAGUUACAUCCCCCCUUUCAUAAUACUGUAAAGCGCUAUGGAAUCUGUUAGCGCUAUAUAAAUGGCAAUAAUAAUAAUAAUACCAGAGCUAGAAGAUCUAUUGCUACCUUUUAGACUGUGCCGUACAAUUUGGUAAUUUUUAUUCCUUCAGGUUUUAUUGUGGACUCUUAUUAUAUUCUGUGUGUUUUUUUAUUGCUCUUAUUAUAUACUAUUGUGUUUGGAAUAUUUUUCUUGGUGCUACCUGUAUAUUGUUGUUUGACUUGUUCAAGUUUUGGUGUCUAUAGCCUGGCCCUGCAUGCUUCUCAAUGUAAACAGUGCCUUUGUACAGAAAAGACAGUGUUUACUGUUUACUCCACGCUCAGCAUGAAGACGCUAAUUGCUUCCUAUAGAAAUGCGUGAUUUAAAAAAAAAAAUGGAACAACUGCAGAGAAAAGCCAGGGAUACCAUUGUGACAUAUAUAUGCCCAGGAAACAAUGCUACUUUAAUUACAUGUCACUGUUUAAAUGGAUACGUUCAGGGGCGGAGCUUAACCACGGAGCCGAAUGGACGCCAUCAUCCACGGCUCCCCGGCACCAAGACACAAUCUGCCGCGCAUCUCAGGUAGGGGGGGCCAUCGAACCGCGGGACCCACAGCCACAAUCCCAGGGCUCACAGGGCUACCCACCGAUGCCCUUUUUAUACCCACAAUCGGGCAAAAAACGAAUCCGCAAAUCCCGGGCCUACCUCACUCUCCCGCCGGCAUCGCAGCUACCCGUGGGGAUCCCCCUGAGCCUGGAGGACUGGUGCGGACAGCGGGCAGGUCACCACUCACCCGACAACGAUAUGGGGAGGCGAACACAGAAGCCACAACAGGCAGCACCCAGGGACUCCCAAGAUAUUGGGACUCUGCUGCAACGCACAGCAGGCCACAAAAUGGCGGCCGAACAAGACCAGGAACCUGGCCCCACACACUCAGUACAGCUGUCCCAGGGAAGCAGCACAGACAUGAGAGCUGAAGCUCCCAGCAGCCCACAAGCAGAGGGGGAUGAAUCAGCCCCAGCCACUAAAAGGGACAUCAGACUCCUAUUACAGGAGAUGAAGGGGCUGUUUGACACCGACAUAAACUUAAUCCGCACAGAAACGCAGGCGGUGACGGCAAGAGUACAGGCCUCUGAAGAAGAUAUACUAGACCUCCGACAGGAGGUGAAGAGCAUGGGGGACGCCCUGAAACAUUUACAGACCGCGAACUCAGCGCUCCAAAACACGCUAGACGCCAUGGAAGAUCGCAACAGGCGCACACAUAUUAAGAUUCGGGGUAUCCCUGAUGCAGUGGGACCAUCCGAAUUACCACAGUACUUGAGGAGACUCACGGCCACAAUACUGCCACAUACACAAGCCAAAAAGCUGGAAUUUGACAGCCACUUCCGCAUUAACAAAGCAAAAAGGGCACCCACAACGGCCCCAAGGUACGUCAUCGUCCGCUGCCAUUCCACGACAGACAAACGCCGCAUACUAGCAGCAGUGAGAGACAAGACACCCUUGGCCUUCGAAGCCUCACAACUUACCUUCUUCCAAGAUAUCACGCGGAGCACCCUACUCUGGAGAAAGUCCUUGAGCAACAUCACGGAACAACUGCAGAAGGGGAACGUAGAAUACAGAUGGCUGUUGCCAAGAACCCUGGCGGUAUUCAGCGGAGAAGAGGUUCUAAAACUCACCUCCCUCUCGGAGGCCCCAGCGCUUCUCCAAAAAUUGGGACUAACUCAGAACACCCCAACACCAGGACCAACGCAAGCCACCCACUCAUGGGACCCGGACAGAAUAGUACCAUACGUCCCUAGGAGCAACAAGAGACCGGAGGCAGAGACCUGAACACCUUAAACUGUUUACCUCUUAAUUUUAUUUCCAUGCUCUGAUAUUCUCUCCUCUAAUCUGAUCUCACCCUAUUGCUCUACCAAAAUACGAUAUUUUACUAUUAACUCCCCAUACAAAGUCGGAGACGAUCUCCCAACCCCCGCGACCCUCUUAGGUUAAGGGCCAACACUACCUACUAACCCAAGCAUAGCAAGCGCGACACAAAACCCACACUCAGGCACAGACAGACGCACAUAUACAAUUUUCACCAACGACGAACAACAGCACUUUACAAUCACCAACACCCUCCCUCAAACCACAGAGAGGAGUGCCACUUAACCACUCACAGGACCCAAGCAACAUAGACACAAUCACUCACAACCAGCUCACCCUAUGGGAACCUACCGCAUGGGCACACUCGACACAUUAGAAAACCAGAAAAAGUGCAGAAACAUGACCACAAGUUCUUCCUGACUACUAGGACGCAAGCUAAUCCCUCCGACCAUAGAACAAAAUGACUCAUACUAUAUACUUGCUGCCAAUCCUAUGCUCCUGAUAUGUUAUAAGUGUAAAUUGUAUAGACUGAUCCAGACCCUUGGCAAAACAAUUGUUAUUUACUAAUAGGCCUAUGUUGAAAAGGCAGCUCAAGUAUGUUAUGCUUUGUCACAUGUCUCAAUGCACAGAAAAUAAAGAAUUUAAAUGGAUACGUUCAAGCAUAUGGUCCAGUUAAAUUCCAGAUGUUCUCAUGCAGGAUAAUCUCAUGUGGAAUUAACAGCCCAUUGACUUUUUGUUCCACUUAGUUGUGAAGCCAGACAACACAUUUGAAAUGCUUAUUGAUCAGACUGUUGUCAGCCAAGGAAGUUUGUUGGAAGACGUGAUCCCACCACUUAACCCUCCCAAAGAAAUUGAUGAUCCUAAAGACAAAAAGCCAAAAGAGUGGGAUGAAAGGGCAAAAAUUCCUGAUCCUAAUGUGGUAGAACCCGAAGAUUGGUAAGAAUUAUUAACAGAUGUGAGCUUUAAUAACUCAGUAGCAGAUAUAUUUGGAAGAAUCAUUUGGACUGUCAGUUGUUUAAUUUGACGCAAUGUGUGAUGAUUGUAUGCAUUUUAUUUGCAAACUCCAACUGUCUCUCCCACAUACUUACAUCAAAUAUUAUGUACUGUCUUCCGUCAUCCAAAGGGGAGUCGUUAUUUUUCUACUUACUCUAACAACAUGGCAUUUUAUUGACCUACACUCUACUGUCCCUGUCUAUUCUCUUUCACCUACCAACUUAUUGAAUUUUCUCUUUACCAAGGUCAAGUAACCUAAUUUACCAUUUACGUGAGCUCCAUGUUAUCUCUCCUUGCAUCUUGCUAACAUAUUUUCUGUUAUAUUUAAAGGGACACUAUAGGCACCCAGACCAGAUCAGCUCAUUGAAGUGGUUAUUGAGAAACUGCAAUAAUUACCUGCUAGGGUUAACUCCACCUCUAGUGGCUGUCUAGAGGGACUUCCGGGAUGUUACUUUUGGUCAUCUAACUGACGCUGGAUGUCCUCACAUUAUGCAUGAGGAUGUCCAGCGUCACCUGAAACCCGAUAUGAAAGCAUUGUGUAAUGUUUUCCUAUGGGGGAAAUCCAAUUGCGUGUGCGGCCAUUGCCGCACAUGCGCAUUAGGUCUCUCCCACCAGUGGGGGAAAAGCAGAGGCCUAUUCCGAGCCAGUGCCCGUGCUGGACUCAGGUAAGUGACAGAAGUGGUUUUUAACCCCUUUCUCACCACUGGGCGGGAGGGGGCCUCUAUAGGAAGCUAUAGUGCCAGGAAAACAACUUUAAGAAUUGAGUUAAUGUCACCCUCUCUUUUUGACUUAGCUUGGUGUUUUUAAUUUGAGAUAUUUAAUGCCCCUAUUGUUGAGAUUAAUAGCUUCCACUGAUAGCAGAAAUACACUGUAAAAGUUGUCACCAGCUAAGAACUUUUCUGCCAGUGUUGAUUUCUACAUGGCAGAUCAGCAUGGAAGGAAAAAAAUAAUUUAAACAAUUAUCAGCUAUCUAGUGCUUGAAACUUCUCAUUCCAACCAACUUUGGGAAACAUAUGUAGUGGGAUCUAAAAAUCCCCUAUAAAACCAGUUGGCCCCUGUACAUGACCCCCUCUUGGAAAACAAUAAACAAAAGUGCAAAAUAAGCACUGCUUGCCAGGUCCCUGACUCAAGACAAACAAAUGGGUGGCUAGUGCACCUCUGACUGACCAGGUGGGCUUGGCAAGUAGCUUUCCUCUUCCUUAAAGGGAUACAUUAAAUUAACAGGUAGGGGUUCAUCAUUUCAUUUCUGCUCCUUCUGUCAUCCCACAUGCCAAAUCCUCACACUUAGGGCUAAUUUCCAAGGCACUACUUGCUUAAAAAACUGCUGCGAACAUAGGGACUAUUUCGAAACUUCUAAAUCCUACCAUUAUCAACCCAAAGGUCCUGGCUGAUGAAACCUUUAACAGCUCCCAUAGGGUGUAAUAGGAGUUGAUAAACACUAGAUACCAAGUAGUUUCCAGACUAGUCACACAAUUUUUAUUUUCAUUUAUUGGUUUGCCCUUUAUAGCACUGUAUCUGCUUCAUCUAAUUAAUCUGGUUAUAGAGUCCCCUGUUGCCAUCAUUUCAUUCAGUAUUAAAUGUCUUAAUGGUUUUAUGUUGCAAUACUAAAAGAGAGUCGACAGCAGCCCAUUCCCUCUCGGCUGCUUUGGCAAAUGAGAAAGUAUUAGCCUGAGCAUUCUGGUCUGUCGCAGUUCCGGCACUAUAUAAGGUAGUCAGAGCACAGAGAUUUUUCCCAGCCUACAAAAAAAACCACAGCAACUACCCCACACAUGCUCCCAGACACAUAUAUUCACACACACAUGCUCAUGCACAGGUACAGAAUGCCAGAGACACAGAUGCACACACAACACUCAGCCAUUACAUCUGGGAAAAGCCCACGUUCUUCUCAUAGGUGAAAAAAAGGUUUGUUACAGAUUUUAAGGUGACUCUAAACUGCUCUUCUAAAAUAUGUCUGAAAUUCCUUAUUUUAUUUUACUGUCACCAAGAUAUUAGUAUUUAUUGUUAUAAUUUGUUUUUGUUUAUAUGUCACAGGGAUGAGGGCGGACCAGCUCAGAUAGAAGAUGUGAAUGCUGAAAAGCCAGAGGGAUGGCUGGAUGAAGAACCCAAAAUCAUACCUGAUCCAAGUGCACAAAGGCCACUUGACUGGUGAGAAACCUUUUGUCUGGUAUUAUUAUUUACAAUUACACAGAUAAGUUUAGUAAUCUGCAGUCACAUGAAUAAAUGCUUACCUUCCAAAUCACCUGCAGUAGUGUUACUCUACAUAGUUUAUCUCUUAAUAAAGAAACACUGCUGGCAGAAAGACCAUUUCAUCUCAUUGAAGUGGUUUGUGUGCAGCGUCACUAUCACACUUAAUCUUGCAAUGUAAAUUAUUGAAAUUUUGAGAAAUCAGACAGCCACUAGGGGCACUUAUUGAGUCUUAACAGGCUUUUGGUCGCCUAACUGACGUGGGACGUCCUCACGCUCUGCAUGAGGACAUCCAGAGUCAGUAAAAUACCCAUAGGAAAGCAUUGAUGCAGUGCAUUCCUAUAGGGAGGGCCUAAUACGCUCGCAACACAUGCGCCGACCGAGCGCCGAUGGACAUUGGCGCUGGAAUCAGGUAAGUGACUGAAGGGUUUUUGCAACCCUUUAGCUGCCUGCGGGGGUAACCAGAGGGCUCUACAAUGUUAGGAAUACAUAUUUGUAUUUAUAACACUAUAGAAUCCUUUUAAUUCUACACGACAUGCCAGGACAGUCACAGAAAACUGUCUCUUGAGGGUUCCUUCACAUCAUUCUAAAUGUCUCAAGGAAAAAGGGUGCCCUCACAUAAUUCUAAAUGUCAACAUGGGACUGGAAUUAUCUGUACCAGCAACCACUUUGUAAAAAAUCACUGACACAGAUUGAACUGUAAUUUUGUGGUACGCAGUGCAGAGAUGACCGGAAAAAGCUUUACCAACUGCUGUAGAAAUACAGCUCCCAGGUGCAGCGCUGCCUUUUAAACUGGCAAUUUACCUAUUAGCCAUCUUUUGUUUAGCACCUGUCCUGUGAAAUGUCUGUCUCUCAGUGUUGACGACAUAUGACCACUGUCCCAUUUUGCACAUGCUAGAUUUCAUUAUGUGAAAAAUGCUGAAAUUCUGUGUGAGACUAUUCCCUUUAGAACACUGAAUAGUUCAACUGUUUCCCUAAACAAUACACCUGCAGUUUUAACACCAACAUUUAAGCUGUAUAAACUUACUUUUUAAAAUACCAAAAGUCACUUCUAUUUAUAACUGGCACAUACUGCUCAAUAUGCAAUUAAUCUAAUAUCAAUCACUCUUUCAGCUGCAUGUUUUUCUUUGUGAUUUAAUUAUUUAAAGUCCUUUUCAUGCAGAGUUUUUUUUAUCUUCUCUAAAUGUGUUAUAGGAUUAAAUCAAUGACCUACUAUUAGCCAAACCAUACAGGGAGGGAAAUGGUGAAAACGUUUGGAAGAGUUUGUGAGAUUGCAACAAAAAUAGUUUAGUAAAACACUUUAAUGGGUAUCUGUGACAUAGAUAAAAUGCAGCAAUAAUUUAUCUUUGCUAAAUCAGACAUUCUUUUCAAAGGGAGAACAUUUAUAAAACACACACCCUACAGGCUAGAAUUGUUUAUUUUCUUUAUUCUCAUAAUCACUUUGUUGUAUUCAUUUUAAAUGUUAAAAAAAGCAACGUAGGUACAUAAACCAAAUGAUGGAGAGACAUAUAGACUGAUAAUCAGUGUUCAACAAAACUGCUAAAGGUCUCAGAUAAACAUAAGAAUUAAUAAGGAAAAAAGAACACAAACGAUAGAUGUUAGCAUCAACUCGGCCUAUGUACCAUGCAGAAUCGUAAACAUGAAAAAGGUCAUUGGAGUGGAUGAGCGAGUGGAAGCUGUGCAUCUAUACGUCAGCAUAGAUUUCAAAGUAGUCCUUACUAAUAAGUAUUAAAGGGACACUAUAGUCACCAUAACAACUACAGCUUACUGGAUUUGUUCUGGAGAGUAGAAUCAUUACCUUCAGGCUUUUUAUUGUAAACACUGAGUUUUCAAAGAAAAUGCAGUGUUUACAUUACAGCCUAGUGAUAACUUCACUGGUCACUCCUUAGAUGGCUGUUAGAGAUCCUUCCUGGGUCAUGGCUGCCUAAAAUGCAUCCAAACCAGUAUUUCCUCCCUCUGCAUGCAGACACUGAACUUUCCUCAUAGAGAUUCAUUGAUUCAAUUCAUCUCUAUGAGGAGAUGCUGAUUGGCCAGGGCUGUGUUUGAAUCAUGCUGGCUCUGCCCCUGAUCUGUCUCCUUGUCAGUCUCAGCCAAUCCUAUGGGGAAGCAUUGUGAUUGGAUCAGGCUACCACUUCUGAUGAUGUCAGCAGACUUCUUGUUUUUUUGAAGCAAACAGCAUGCAGAGCUACUGCUUCAGGCUUGAAUACAGUAAGAUUUUGUUAUAUUUAUGGAGGCAUUAAGGGCCCAGGGGGGCUAGAUGGUGGUUUUAACACUAUAGGGUCAGGAAUACAUGUUUGUGAUCCUUUAAGCUGCUGCCCUCCUCCAUUAAAAUAAACUCAGGACACUCCAAUAUAAAGUGGAAGCCUAUUGUAUGCAGAAACAUAUCUCAUAGUUUUGUACAGUAAACAAUCAAAUGUGACAAAACAGGUUUGACAUAAAGAAAAUAAAAAGGUGAGAAAGAUCCUGCUCAAGUGUCAAAUGUAACAUCUUGUUUUUGGCAGGAACGAUGACAUGGAUGGAGAAUGGGAGGCACCAUUUAUUCCCAACCCUAAAUGCGAGUCUGCUCCUGGAUGUGGAGAGUGGCAACAACCAAUGAUUGAUAACCCGGAAUACAGAGGAAAAUGGAAGCCUCCAUUGAUUGAAAAUCCCAAUUACCAGGUCAUUUCACCUGCACAAAAAUAUGAUUAAAUUUGCUGCUGUUCAUCCAAAUCAUAGAAAUAAUUUAAACCCUUCACUCCUGACAAUUUGUACAGAUAGGCCUGCUUUGUUUUGCAUUAUAUUGUAUAGGUAAAGAUUUAUUUAUCUUUCUAUCCACUCCUGCUCUGGUUCCCACCUGACAGAGAAGUGUAUUGCUCGUCUGCGCUUUGAUCAGUACAUGUAAAUGCCAAGCACUAACACAUCCCACAUUGUGCUUGAGCCUACACUGUUCAGUUUUCAAAGUGCUGCUGAAUAGCAGCUAGGAAAACAUGAAGUCAGGAGAUAAUUCUGGUACACAGCAGGGCAUGUUAGAAGGCUACAAUACUUUUUGGAAUAAAAAGACCUGGUUUUCAUCAGGGAACAGUAUUUACUGUGUGCUGCUUUUUAAGCAUAUUCAGUCUGAGAAUUUACACUCUGAAGGAAUUUGGGGAAUAUGAAUUAAAAAAACAUCCAGCAGAUUCUGUUCAAAUACACAUGAACAAAGUAUUUUCCCAUUUUAGUUGUAUUUUAGUUUUCCACUAGAUGUCAUGAAGAAAAUUGUCAUUUUGGGCUUAUUAUUCUAUAAUUAUAAAUGAUUAUGUCAAGUUAAGCGCUAUAUAUGUCUCAAAUAUGUUAUGAAUAAAUUUCACUCUCAAAGUAUUUAAAAACAAUUUAAAGAAAAAGGUUUUUCAGGUUUUCGAAAUAUAUAAAUAUUUUAAAAGUUUGUCCAAAAGUAUUAAAUCAUUUUAAACGCUUAUCGAAGAGUCCAACGGUAUUAAAUUGAGGGUAGGGUAUGAAAAUGAAAGACAACCAAGUGUCUCGCUUCAUGUAUUGCCUGACAGCAUGUGGAAUUGAUAUAGAUAUAUAUAUAUAUAUAUAUCUGGCAACUCUACCUCUACUCCAAAGGGAAAAAACUAUACAGCAGGUUCUCAGCUCAGUGUUCUCAGCUAGUAUCCGUAUUUAUGGGCUCCAAUAUACAAUGUGUGUGCGCAUUUUAGCUUGCUAUUAAAAGUUCGAAACAUUUUGUAGUUUAAUGCCUUUCCAUAUAAUCAGCAAAGGGAAACAAUUUAUAAAGAUCACAGAUCUGUAUUUCUCUCAUCUCUGUUUUAACUAGAACACAUCAUUUUUUUUGUAUUCUAUAGGGCAUCUGGAAACCACGAAAAAUACCAAACCCACAUUAUUUUGAAGAUCUGAAUCCAUUUAAAAUGUCGCCUUUCAGCGCUAUUGGCCUAGAGUUAUGGUCGAUGACUUCUGACAUCUACUUUGACAAUUUCAUCAUCUGUUCCGACAAGGAGGUGGCCGAUCGCUGGGCAUCAGAUAGCUGGGGUCUGAAGAAACUGGUAGCUAGUGCUAAUGAGGUAGGAUCAAGAUAACAUAGGGAUUUUCAUUAGGUGGACAUGGCAAAAGUUUGGAGUAAUUAUAAUUUUUUAUUUUUUUUAUAUCUAAUCUUAAAACUGGGGUGUUUGUCUUCCUUAAUCCUCAACUUAAUGCGUACAUAGAUUCUGGUGGGGCUCCUGAGAAUAUUCAAACUUCAGAAGAUAGACAGUAGAUACUCCUAUACAUUCAUUACUCCUCAAAUGUUUCUCCUUGUAUGAGCCCGCUAAAAUUACUAUCCUGUCAAAAUGUAAAGUGUAAUCAGUCAAUCACUGCAAAUUCACUGCUUGCAGUGCUACUUACUGAGUCAAUAUAUUUAAUUUAUGCAGUGAUCUACUAAGCAAAACAACAACAUUUAAAAAGGGCUAGUAUUGUAAGGUUACAUCAUUUACCUGAAUAGUCUUGUUCCAGGAUACUCAGUAGCAAAAUGGAUUUGAUCAAGCUUAAAAAAUUGAUUUAUGGUUUUCCCAAUGCAGGAAGAUAGUGUAAAGUUAGCUGUAUGUAAGUUAACACAUUGCAGAUCAUGCAUCACUUUUGCACCAAGCAGUCUGAUGUACACCCAUCCUAGUGUAAUUUCUGAUGCUGAACGCUCCGCACCCGCAUCCUUCUAUCCCUACCAUACUUUAAAACGAUGACGUGGAAAAUUGUGCUUCGUUCCUUUAGAACUGUACGUGCAUGUUUUCUGUGAGCAGGAAUGAUGCAGAGCUUUUUGCCUUGCUGUGGUAAAACUCUUGUCCCAAUAGCACAUUUUUUGGUUUGCCAGUAUUUAACUUGGCUUUCCUUGACCUUUCUCAUUUAUGGUAUCCUUGACCUGGCUUUGUCUUUUGCUUAUCUGAUCUCUGGUUCCCUCUGACUUUGGCUUGUAUUUGACUUCUCUGUUAUCAUUUGCUCCUUUGUACAUAUGGUAAGCCCAGAUAUUCCAAGAACCGUUGUCAUUCGCUCUUUUGUACAUAUGGUAAACCCAGAUAUUCCAAGAACCGUUGUCAUUCGCUCUUUUGUACAUAUGGUAAGCCUAGCUAUUCCAAGAACCAGUAAUACAUUACAGUGUUUCCCCUGUCCAUCCACAGUGGGUUUAUACUUUACAUCUUGAGGCAUAUACGAUGACAGAUUUGUAAUUUGCUCUAGGUGUAUAAUCACAACUGAGAUGGGUUUAAAUUCUAUAGCUUGGAAAAAUACCAGUUCAGUUGUUUUUUUUCUAGCAUAUAAAUUGAAGGCAGGUUAGCUGUGAUUAUUGAAUUGUAGAUCAUCUCUCCGUGAGAUAGAUGCUUAAUUGAACCAGUUUUAUUUCUUGUUUAACCAGCCAGGUAUGUUGAACCAGCUCCUGACUGCUGCAGAAGAGAGACCGUGGCUCUGGGUUCUCUAUGUUUUGACGGCUGCUCUGCCUGUGGGCUUAUUAGUACUAUUCUGCUGGCCCAGAAAGGUAAGGAGAGUUUAUUUGUUACUGUUUUUUCAUGCUUUAAAGUUAUAGACAGCGUGUCUCUGCUGACCAUAACAUAUAUUUAAAGGGACUCUUUAGUCACCAAAACAACUUAAGCUUAAUAAAGCAGUUUUAGUGUAUAGAUUAGGCAUAGGCAACCUUCGGCACUCCAGAUGUUUUGGACUACAACUCCCUUGAUGCUUUGCCAGCAUUAUGGGUGUAAGAGCAUUAUGGGGAUUUAGUCCACAACAUCUGGAGUGCCAAAGGUUGCCCAUCCCUGGUAUAGAUCAUGCCUAUGCAGUCUCACUACUUAAAGGACCACUAUAGUGCCAGGAAAACAUACUCGUUUUCCUGGCACUAUAGUACCCUGAGGGUGCCCCCACCCUCAGGGUCCCCCUCCCGCCCGGCUCUGGAAGGGGGAAAGGGGUAAAAACUUACCUUUUUCCAGCGCUGGGCGGGGAGCUCUCUGCCUCCGAUCCUCCUCCUCUCCUCCCCGCCGGCUGAAUGCGCACGCGCGGCAAGAGCUGCGCGCGCAUUCAGCCGGUCGCAUAGGAAAGCAUUAUCAAUGCUUUCCUAUGGACGCUUGCGUGCUGUCACUGUGAUUUUCACAGUGAGAAUCACGCAAGCGCCUAUAGCGGCUGUCAAUGAGACAGCCACUAGAGGAUUUGGGGGAAGGCUUAACCCAUUGAUAAACAUAGCAGUUUCUCUGAAACUGCUAUGUUUAUAAAAGAAUGGGUUAAGCCUAGCUGGACCUGGCACCCAGACCACUUCAUUAAGCUGAAGUGGUCUGGGUGCCUGGAGUGGUCCUUUAAUUCACUGCUAUUUAGGAGUUAAAUCAGAUUUGUUUCUGCCUGCAUGAAAACAAAAUGGUUUCAUUUUCAAUCAGAUGUAACUUACUUUAAAAAUGUUUAGUUCCUGUUCUGUAAAUUGAACUUUAAUCACAUACAGGAGGUUCCUGCAGGGUCUGGCAAGCUAUUAACAGAACACGAGAUAGGAAAUUCUAAAUUAAACAGUAUUUACAAUAAGACGUGUAAUCAUUAGAUGACUCUUUACAGGAAGUGUUUAGGAAGGCUGUGCAAGUCACAUGCAAUGAGGUGUGACUAGGGCUGCAUAAACAAAGGGAUUUAACUCCUAAAUGACAGAUAAUUUAGCAGUGAGACUGUAGGGGCAUGAUCUAUACACCAAAACUGCUUCAUUAAGCUAAAGUUGUUCUGCUGACUAUACUGUCCGUUUAACAAAGAGAAUGGAUGAUACUUUUUUCUUCUAUUAUUAUGCAAGAACUUUGUAACUACUAAUUUGAUUUACUAUCAGGAAACAUCAGCAUCUGAUGUGGAUGUUCUAUUAACCAAAGUUAAUAGUCAAAAUACAUACAUAUAUAUAUAAAUAUGAACUCAAGUGGGAUGUACUCACCUAAACAUGCAUGUUUAUAAGGGUGCUACUGAGGCCAAUCCAUACAACACACACGAUCCAGUGCACUCACUUAUUCUCUGAAAAGGCAGUGCUUGCAUUAAAAUGCCUGAAGGCAAUGAAUAUACUAACCAAAACAACCACAUUAAGCUGUAGUUGUUGUGGUGACUAUAGUGUCCCUUUAAAAUGUGCAUGUAUCAUACCUUUUUAAGUUACUGAAGGAUUUACCAUAACUCAUAUUUGUACAGAAAAUCGAAGAGGAGGACAUGGAAGACAUAGAUUUCAAAAUGGACGAUUUCUUGGAUCCCAGUGAAAAAGAAUUUGAGCUAAAGAAAGAUACAAGGGAGAAUGCUGAGACUUAUGAAGAGGAAACUGGAAAAGUAAUGACAGAGGAAGGUGAGAUAAAUAUUUGCAAUUAUAGAGCUAUUUCUUCCAUUAGAUAUAGGUAAUUUGCAUAAGAAAGUGUCUUAACGAUGGACUAAAAAUGCAAAACCGUUCUUAAUUGAGCACAUGCCUGAUUUUCACUAGUAAUAAGGAAUAGAAUAAAUGUAAGCAAGUCCUAUGAAUGUCCCCUUUAAUUCUUACGCAUUUCAAGAUAAGAGUUCCUACACCUAGAAUGUUUUAACUGGAGACCACUACAUAAAACUAAAAUACACACACAAUAAUAAUUCCAUGGAUUACUGAAUACCAUUACAUGUAGCACAAGAUUUUGCAUAUUCAUUAACACCUCAAAAAGGCCUAUUAUUUAAGAUGUGGUUAGGAAAAUGGUAGUUUUUCCCAGAAAAACUUAUAUUGAGUGGUUUAGUUACAUUUCGCUCCUCAUUCAUCAUGCUAAUUUAUUAAUAUGUUUAGAAAACAUUACUUUAUAUUUUCAGAACCGGUAAAAUAACUCCCAGAAAUUUGAUUACAGUUAUUUAUUGUAUUUAUUUGUAUUUAAUCAGGAUUUGAAGAAGAUGAAGAGAGCGAAGAAGAAGGCGAAGUCAGUCAAGAGGACGAACAGGAUAGUGCUAUAGAAAACCAGUCUUCGGAUGACGAAGUAAGUUUGACUUACAUACUGGAAGUACUGCGGUGGCAGGGGUCGCAGCUGUUAGUGCCAUCCGAUGGAAAUUCAUUUCCAGGAGGCCCAGUCAGCUCUGCGGCGCUUUAACAUAGUGAACGGGCCCCCUGUGAUAACAUCAGAGCUGGGAGGAAGUGACUGCUCCGGUCACUUCCUCCCAGCAACCACUGGGAGCCACGCGGGAGGAAGGAGAGGAGGGAGUCAGAGUGGGAACUCUGACUCCCAUCAGGCUGAGCCACUGGACCCAAGGGAAAGUCACCCUCCUGCACUUAAAAGGUAGGAAACAGGAGGGUAACUAAAACAUUUUGUAUAUGUGUGUGUUUUUGUAUUUGUAUGUGUCUGUAUGAAUGUUUCUCUGUAUGUGUGUAUGUACACUGAGCAAAAUUAUAAACGCAACACUUGUUUUUGCUCCCAUUUUUCAUGAGCUGAAUUUAAAGAUCUAAAACUUUUUCCAUGUACACAAAAGGCCUAUUUCUCUCAAAUAUUGUUCACAAAUCUGUCUAAAUCUGUGUUAGUGAGCACUUCUUCUUUGCCGAGAUAAUCCAUCCACCUUACAGGUGUGGCAUAUCAAGAUGCUGAUUAGACAGCAUGAUUAUUGCACAGAUGUGCCUUAGGCUGGCCACAAUAAAAGGCAACUCUAAAAUGUGCAGUUUUAUCACACAGCACAAUACCACAGAUGUCGCAAGUUUUAAGGGAGCGUGCAAUUGGCAUGCUGACUGCAGGAAUGUCCACCAGAGCUGUUGCACGUGAAUUGAAUGUUCAUUUCUCUACCAUAAGUCUUCUCCAAAGGCGUUUCAGAGAAUUUGGCAGUACAUCCAACCGGCCUCAAAACCGCAGACCACGUGUAACCACACCAGCCCAGGACCUCCACAUCCAGCAUCUUCACCUCCAAGAUUGUCUGAGACCAGCCACCCGUACAGCUGCUGCAGCAAUCGGUUUGCAUAACCAAAGAAUUUCUGCACAGUCAGAAACCGUCUCAGGGAAGCUCAUCUGCAUGCUCGUCGUCCUCAUCGGGGUCUCAAUCUGACUGCAGUUCGUUGUCGUAACAGACUUGAGUAGGCAAAUGCUCACAUUCGAUGGCAUCUGGCACUUUGGAGAGGUGUUCUCUUCACGGUUGAAUUCCGGUUUUCACUGUACAGGGCAGGUGGCAGACAGCGUGUAGGUGAGCGGUUUGCUGAUGUCAACGUUAUGGUUUGAGUGGCCCAUGGUGGAGGUGGGUUAUGGUAUGGGCAAGCACAAGUUAUGGACAACGAACACAGAUGCAUUUUGAAUGCACAGAGAUACCGUGAUGAGAUCCUGAGGCCCAUUGUUGUGCCAUUCAUCCACGACCAUCACCUCAUGUUGCAGCAUGAUAAUGCAAAGCCCCAUGUUGCAAGGUUCUGUACACAAUUCCUGGAAGCUGAAAACAUCCCAGUUCUUGCAUGGCCAGCAUACUCACCGGACAUGUCACCCAUUGAACAUGUUUGGGAUGCUCUGGAUUAGACAUAGAAACAUAGAAUGUGUUAGCAGAUAAGAACGAUUCGGCCCAUCUAGUCUGCCCAAUUUUCUAAAUACUUUAAUUAUUCCCUAGCCUUUUCUUAUAGUUAGGAUAGCCUUAUGCCUAUCCCACGCAUGCUUAAACUCCUUUACUUUAUUGGCGUAUACGACAGCGUGUUCCAGGUCCUGCCAAUAUCCAGCAACUUCACACAGCCAUUGAAGAGGAGUGGACCAACAUUCCACAGGCCACAAUCAACGACCUGAUCAACUCUUUGCGAAGGAGAUGUGUUGCACUGCGUCAGGCAAAUAGUGGUCACACCAGAUACUGACUGGUUUUCGGACCCUCCUGGACCUCUUCAAUACAGUAAAACUGCACAUUUUAGAGUGGCCUUUUACCUGUGCAAUAAUCAUGCUGUCUAAUCAGCAUCUUGGUAUGCCACACUUGUAAGGUGGAUGGGAAGUACUCACUAACACAGAUUUAGACAGAUUUGUGAACAAUAUUUGAGAAAUAGGCUUUGUGUACAUAGAAAAAGUCUUAGAUUUUUGAGUUCAGCUCAUGAAAAAUGGGGGCAAAAACAAGUGUUGCGUUUAUAAUUUUGUUGUGUGUGUGUGUGUGUAUGUCUGGCUGUGUGUGUGUGUGUAUGUCUGGCUGGAUGUGUGUGUGUGUAUGUCUGGCUGGCUGUAUGUGUGUGUGUUUUGUGUGUAUGUCUGGCUGUGUGUGUGUGUGUCUGGCUGUGUGUGUGUGUGUUUCUGUGUCUGGCUGUGUGUGUGUGUGUGUGUCUGUGUCUGGCUGUGUGUGUGUGUGUGUGUCUGUGUCUGGCUGUGUGUGUGUGUGUAUAUAUGUCUGGCUGUGUGUGUGUUUGUAUGUAUGUAUAUGUGUCUGUAUGCAUGUGUUUGUCUGUAUAUGUGUCUGUAUGUUUGUAUGUGUGUCUGUAUAUGUGUCUGUGUGUGCAUGUGUAUCUAUUUGCCUACAUGCAUGGUGGAGCAAUGUAUCGGGAGGGCACAAGGCAAUUUUCGCACCGGGGCCCUGUGGUUUCUAGUUACGCCAUUGCUUACAUAUACAUGGGUGGUAAAAUUAGAUUACAACCUAAAGUAGGUGGGGUGAAAUUACACCAAAGGUGGCAAUAAAGUGCAUGAUGUUUAAAAUAAAAAUGGAUUGCUAGGUGUAUUAAGAGUAGAAAAGGUUAGUAAAUAGUUAGAAAUUCAAAGUGAAUUUAAAAUAGAAUAGCCAAACUCCAAAUAUUUUUCCAAUUGGUUGUUGUGUCAUAUAUUUAAAGUUUUCAUUGAAUAAAAAAAAAAAAUUACACUUUAGUAAAAAACAUUGUUAGUCUGUACAUAUUUUAUAUGAUUUCUAUUAGCGUAGAAGGAGAAGUUAAUUGAUUAGUUACUAUGCCUACCUAAAAUGUUAGCUAUGAUGGUGUAAACAGAGGCAGGUUGCAAGUCUUCAGCAGAGGUGAGGGGCCAAGAGAUAUACUUGUGUUUUAAUGAGUUUAUGUAGAUUGGUGCACUCUUAGAUCUUCAGUAAGGGCUAAUAUUGUAAAUCAAACCAUAAAACAUGUAGGGAUCUAAGGUAAGGACUAAUAGAGGGGUGAAGUGGGGGAAGAGUGGAGGUCAGAAAGACAAGUCUGACAUCAGCAUUAUUUAUUAGGUUGUAAUGAAUCAGUUUGGACUUGAGUGAGAUCAGUUAAGGAAUAUGUUGCAGGAAUCAUAGGCAAGUAUUUAGGUAGCACUCUUUGUUAGGUAGGUGUGUUUUGAAGAUGUAUAUGGCCAGGAUUUGGAGACAGAAAUGAUGGCUUGACAAAUUCUCAGUUUAAAGAUGAAACAUCGCAAGUGUGAGGGAUGAAGAGAGACAAAAAAAUUAUAGAGAGGAAUUUGCAUGUAUUGGAGCUGGAAAGAAUGUUUAUGGCAAUAUUAAAGGACUCCAGACUGAUUUUUUUUUUUUUUUCAUAAAACAAGUCACUGUUUUUUUUUAUAUUUUCCCAAUGAACACAUGCAUGCAUUUUUCAUGCUUUCAAAAGAGCUUGCAAAACCUGCAGUUCCUAUGAAUUGGAGCCUUUGCAAGCCCUCCCCCUUUGCCCUGGAAGAGACUAUCAGUGUGCUCGCAGGUGUGUGCGCAUCUGAUGUGAGAUCUUUGGAGGUGCUAGAGUUCUUGAAGAAGCUGGUCUGAUGUCUGUGGUGUAGAAGGCUGUCUCGCUCAAGUAGUUAAGUUCCGUUAGUAGCGGAGCUAACAGAAGGAGGAAGCAAACCUCCCUGACUGUCUGAUUGACAGCCAGACAGUCAGGUUGGUUCUCCAUAAUUUAAUUAUAAAAGUGCUGCACUUUUAGAAACUGGGUUAAAAAAGGAAGCACGUCAGUGUGGAGUUGUCCUUUCAAGAUAAGAGAAAGGGAAUGUGGGAGUUAUAUUAUUCAUGCAUGCUGCACUAUGCAGACUCAUAUUUUCAGGGUGUGUCCAAACACUAUUGCCAUUGACUUGUGUUUAAUUACAGUCAUAUAUAUAUAUUUUUUUAAAUUACAACACUGACCAUCCACAUAGGACUCAUUACGUUCUCGCACAGCAUUUCUAUGUAUAGUAUAGUAUUCAGUCAGCAAUGAUGAAACAUUGGUCAUUUGUGACGAAUAAUUCUCCAUUGGUUAUACGUAUUUCAAAAAUGUUUCUUUUUUAAUAAGGUAGUAGUUUCACAAAUGUAUCAAAGAAAAUUAAACUAAACCCUACAAAAUAAGCAUUUUCAAUAUGUAACAUACAUUUUUAUACAUAGUGGUUUAUUCUUGUUUUAUACAACUACAAAUCUUUCCUCCACCUCCCUCCCCCAUUUCAUAGAUGAAAGAAGCUGAUGAAGGUGCAAGUUCUGGAGAUGGUCUGAAGAAAUCUUUGCGUAAAAGAAGAGUACGAAAAGAUUAGUCCCACAUUUCACACUCCCUUCUAGGAUUUUUAUAGUUAACCACUCACCAGCAAAGCUCUCAAGACCUCAUGGGGAUUGUAACAAUUUGAACAGAAAACACUGCUACUUUUUUUUGUCCAAUAUUGAUUAUCAUGAAUAUCUUCCAAACCUGCCCCACCAUAUUUGCUGCUGGAAGUUUUUGUAUUGGACUCUGGAUCGGAGUCCUCAUGUGACUUUUUACCUAAACUUUUGUAGUCAUGGUUAUAUUUUGUCCCGUUUCAUGUUACUUAUCCCUUUAUUACAAAAGUAAAGUGUGUCCUGACAAAUGCAGAAAUAGUGGAAAUUAUGGUAAAAUACAAAUGUAACGUUAUUAGUAAGAACAAAAAACAGAAGCACCAUUCAAAAAAGAAGGGAAAAAAAAGAGGGGUAGGGUAGCCACAGACAAGCCAAACAUGUUUAAAAUAUUGACGAUCCUUACUCUUAUGUAACUAACCAUAAAGUUGGGGUGUACCACAUUUUCACCCAUUUCUUGAAGGAGUAGCUGCUUUUUAUUUUUUGUUCCUAAUAGAGUUGCGUUUGUACGGUCAGAAUGUCCAUUGUGUGUGCUGCUCAGGGCUUCGACAUAUCUGUCUCUGUUACAAGGGAGCCUUGGAACAACCAAAACCUGCCGAGAGAUAUUUACAGCGGUACUGUAAUAAUUUUUUGACUGUCAGUUUGUAAACAUGUUUGUACCCGUACCAGAUUCUGAGGUAAAAUUUGCAACCAGAAAAUAUUAAAGAAAAUACCAACACCUGUUUAUUAAAGUCAAAUUUUUUAAUAACUGAAUAUCUUCAUGCCAACCUGCUGGGAGUAACAUCUAGGCAGAAUACUCUGUAAAACUAUAAGGCCAACACACUAUGAUCUUUCUAAUAUCAGCAAAAGACCACAGAAUACAAUUAACUCUUUCAUUAACAGGGCAUUUUAAUUCCGUAUUGAUUUUGUUCUAUUGUUAUGAUAACAGUUUAUUAAUAUGUCUAUUUAUUUGGGAGGACAUCUAACCUUGCUUCUAUUUCAAAUGUUUGACAGAGAAAUGUAUUUGGCCAUUUUUAAAGGCAUGCCUUAUAUCAUCACACCUGCUGAGCAUGCGGAUAUAUUUAUUCUGGUGACCUUACUUAGCUUACGUACCAAGGUUUAAUAAUGUGCUUUGCUAGAGCUGUCUUGGUGACUGGUACAUGUGUUGUAUCUCUAAGUCAACUGGCAGCAGACUUUUACAUUUUUAUGCUAUUACAUUAUAUAUACAUAUAUAUGAAAAAUGGUGUACAGUUUUUUCCAGAUUUUUAUAGUUUAAAGUCAAACCCAAGUUGUGAAUUACAAAAUGUACAUUGUUAUUGAAAAUAAAUAUUUAAUAUUU